Molecule: messenger RNA, 51676 nt
Organism: Diachasma alloeum
Lineage: Eukaryota; Metazoa; Arthropoda; Insecta; Hymenoptera; Braconidae
Gene: dpy
Exons: 84
Coding region: 1-51108 (17035 amino acids)
Cellular component (GO): extracellular region; nucleus
Molecular function (GO): zinc ion binding; calcium ion binding; peptidase inhibitor activity
Source: RefSeq, a predicted model, not a curated record
AUGCCGGAUGUUGCCUCAGCGAAGAUGAAACAUCUUUGGCCGUUGGUGGCGUGGAUUCUCCUGUCCUCGUGUCCGGUGGAUUCCAUCAAAGGAAUCGGACGUGGGUCGAGACGGGAGGUAUUCUUUCUAAAUCUUGAGGACGGAUAUUUCGGUUGUCAAGUCAACGCAUCGACAGAUAUUCUACAAUUGUUGGAACUGUCGAGACUGUGUGACGGAAAAAACGAUUGUUACCAGGGGGCUGACGAAGCCCGGGCUACACUCAAGUGCACAGAUGACUGUACAAAAGAUGAUGGCACUAAAUGCCAGAAUGGGGUGUGCCUUGACUCAGUGUGCCACUGCAAUGAUGGCUUUGGCGGGUGCAAUUGUCAAGUGCCAGAUGAAAACGAGUGUAAGUACAGGCCCUGUGAUAUUUUUGCCCACUGUACGAACACCCUCGGCGGCUUCCACUGCUCCUGUUACCCUGGCUAUAGCGGUGAUGGCUUCAGCUGCGAAGAUAUAAAUGAAUGUGAAGACCCAGCGUUGGCAGCACGAUGCGUUGAGAAUGCUGAAUGUUGUAAUUUACCGACAAAUUUUCUUUGUAAAUGUAAGCCAGGCUUUACCGGUGACGGUGAGGUACAUUGCGAGGAUGUUGACGAGUGUCAAUAUGAACGAACAUGCGGUGAUAAUGCAUAUUGUCAUAAUACUAUUGGCAAUUUUACGUGCAAUUGUCAUGAAGGAUUUACGGGUAAUCCAUACAAAAGUUGCGAAGACAUAAACGAAUGCGCGUAUGAGAACGCCUGUGGCCCGAACGCCCAUUGCAUAAAUCUCCCAGGUGCGCAUCGUUGCGAGUGUCCUGAGGGCUUUGAGGGUAGCCCAGAGGCUGGUUGCAUCGAUGUUAACGAAUGUGCAAGAAGUCCUUGUGGACGUUCUGCAUUAUGUACGAAUCUCGAGGGUAGCUUCAGGUGCUCAUGUCCUGAUGGAAUGGACGGCGAUCCCUUCGGCGGUUGCCACGACAUCAACGAGUGCGAGCUGAGCAAUCCCUGUGGGAAAGACUCCCAAUGUGUUAACAAAGAAGGCGGUUUUGAGUGUCAAUGUCUCCAGGGAUACCAGAAAGAUCCGAUUUUAGGUUGCGUUGAUGUUAACGAAUGCUCCAGAGACAAUGCCUGCGCUGCAAAUGCCAAAUGCAUAAAUAUUCCUGGGUCUUACAAGUGUAUUUGUCCUCAGGGCUUCGUCGGACAGGGGCUCAUUCACUGCGAGAAUGUUAACGAAUGUAAGAAAAAUCCGUGCGGCGAGAAUGCCGAGUGCGUGGAUACUCUGGGAAGUUUCAUAUGCAGAUGUAAACAAGAUUACACUGGAGAUCCGUUCAAUAAGUGCACUGAUAUCGACGAAUGUAAUGUGCUAGAGAAUCCCUGCGGAGUGAACGCUAUUUGCAAGAAUGCUGUGCCUGGUUACAGCUGCGAAUGUCCACCGGGAUAUUCUGGAAAUCCAAAUCCAACUGUUGCUUGUGAUCAGACUGACGUAACAACCCUCUGCAAAUCGAAUUUCGACUGCGUCAACAAUGCCGAAUGCAUCGAGGGUCAGUGUUUCUGCAAGGACGGUUUCAAGGCCAGUGGUGCUGAGUGCGUGGACCUCAACGAGUGCACAACAAAUCCCUGUGGUCCAUCAUCGGUAUGCACAAAUACCCGAGGAAGUUAUCACUGCGCCUGUGAGACCGGUUUCAUCGGUACACCGCCACAUGUACCAUGCAAAGCUCCAUGCGAUGAUGUAACAUGUGGUGAGCACGCAUACUGCAAGCCCGAUGGUCAUGAAGCCUACUGCAUCUGCGAGGAUGGCUGGACAUUUAAUCCAAAUGACAUAUCAGCUGGUUGUGUUGAUAUAAAUGAGUGCGACGCUGUAAAUGGUCCCUCAGGACGUUGUGGUAGAAAUGCAAUAUGCACUAAUACACCUGGAGGUUUUACGUGUCAGUGUAAAUCUGGCUACUCGGGCAAUGCAUUCAAGCAGUGCAUUGAUGUGGAUGAAUGUACGAGGGGAAACGCCUGUGGUCAUGGUGCUAGUUGUACCAAUACCGAGGGUGGUUACAAUUGUGCAUGUCCUGAAGGCACCAUACCAGAUCCUGAUCCAUACAUCAAGUGUGUCGGUGUUGUUACCUGUGAAUUAGAUGCUGAUUGCCCUGGUAAUGCCAUCUGUGAUCCGCAAAAGAGGUGCCUGUGUCCAGAGCCCAACGUUGGAAAUGAUUGCCGACAUCCUUGCGAAGACGUGCUUUGUGGUCCGAAUGCCCACUGCAUGCUUCUAAACGACAUUGCUACAUGCCUCUGCAGCAAUGGCUUCACAGGAAAACCCGGCAUCAAGGGUGGCUGCACAGACAUCGACGAGUGCGCUGGUAAUCCAUGCCCACCAGGUGCUAUUUGCAACAAUGAAGCAGGGGCAUUCUCUUGUCAAUGCCCGAGUGGAACGACUGGUGAUCCCUACAUCAGUGGCUGUCAAAAAUCCGAUCUACCUCAUAUAUGUGGACCGAGUACACCUUGCCCAGCUGGAGAACAGUGUAUAAAGGAUGAAUUUAUUGGCAACAGUGUUUGCAUUUGCCAGAGAGGAUACACUCGUGAUCAUGAAACUGGUAAAUGCAGAGAUAUUAAUGAGUGCAUGGAACACAGGGAUAAACCAGCGUGUGGUAUUAAUGCUAUCUGCAAGAAUUUGCCGGGAAGUUAUGAAUGCCAGUGCCCAGCUGGAUUCAACGGAAAUCCAUUUACUCUCUGUGAAGAAUGCAAUACGAUCGAAUGUCAAUGCCAACCCCCGUACAAACUGGUAGACGGCAAAUGUAUGCUAGCUGGUUGUUCAAAAGGCGAGUCCUGUCCAACCGGUGCUGAAUGUAUCACAAUAGCCGGUGGAGUUAGUUAUUGCGCCUGUCCAAAGGGCUACAGCACCCGUCCCGAUGGCUCCUGCGAGGAUAUUAACGAGUGCAUCGAAGGCCGUCAAGUCUGUGGUUACGGAGCUGAGUGUAUAAACAUCCCUGGAUCACAUCAAUGCACAUGUCCCCACGGUUACGGUGGAGAUCCAUACAGUGGAUUGUGCUCACCCGCCCAGAAACGUUGCACGAGUGAUGCCGAAUGCCGAGCCAAUGAGAAAUGCGUCCAGCCUGGAGAAUGCGUCUGUCCUCCGCCAUUCUAUACAGAUCCAUUGGAUGGAAAUCAGUGCAAAAAUCCAUGCGAUCGUUUCCCUUGUGGUAUGAAUGCCAAAUGCACCCCCAGUGAUCCACCGAAAUGCAUGUGUGAGACUGGUUACGAGGGAGAUCCUCAGCAUGGCUGUGUCGAUGUCAACGAGUGUGCUGAUAAUCCCUGUGGGCAUGGUGCAUAUUGCAUUAACAACCGAGGUGGUCACAUUUGCGAAUGUCCACGAGGUACUGUGGGCGAUCCUUACGGUGGAGGAUGCACUGGUGCCAUUCAACCACGCCAGGAGUGCUCCAGCAAUCACGAGUGCGAUAAUUAUCUGGCUUGUGUCCAAGGAAGCUGUGUCAAUCCCUGUGAUAAUGUACCAUGCGGACCCAAUGCCUAUUGUGAGCCCGAUAAACAUGCCCCUUGGUGUCGAUGUGUUGUUGGCUUCACAGAGGGAAGGAACAAUGAGUGUGUCUCACAGUGCGAUGGCUUUGUAUGUGGUGCUGGGGCCCAGUGUAUCGUCUCCUAUGACGGCCCAACGUGCAAAUGUAUCGAGGGUUUCAUGGGUAAUCCAUUUCCAGGUGGUCAGUGUGCACCUGACGUGUGUUCACAGGAUGUGCCGUGUCUUGAGCCAAGUGUUUGUAUCAGUGGUCGUUGUAAACAUCGUUGUGAGGGUGUUACUUGUGGUAUUGGUGCUACAUGUGAUCCUCAGACUAAUAAGUGUGUUUGUAAUCCUUACUUCGUUGGUAAUCCAGAUCUACUCUGCAUGCCGCCAAUUGAGCCACCAAAAUGUCUACCAGACUGCGGGGCUAAUGCACACUGUGAGUAUGAUUUUCCUGAAUUUAAAUGUAUCUGCAAUCCUGGUACCACGGGAAAUCCUUAUCAGGGUUGUGGUGCUCAGAAGAAAUCUGAGUGUACAACAUCCACUUGUGGAAUUGACGCCCAUUGCCAUGCUAGUCCUCACGCGGUUGAAUGCCUUUGUCCACCUGGUUAUGCUGGUAACCCGUAUAUUCAGUGUCAUGACAUUAAUGAGUGUAAUGGGAAUGCCUGUGGGGCCCAUGCUGUUUGUAUCAACACCAUUGGGAGCUACGAUUGUAGGUGUAAAGAGAACUUCUUUGGAAAUCCUUUCAUCGGAUGUUCCGCGGUUCAAGCUGGCCCUUGUAGCGAUCCCUCGACUUGUCAAUGUAGCAUCGAUAUCCCCUGUCCUAUGGAUUACACAUGCGUGGGUGGGAAGUGUAUUAAUAAGUGUCAUGACGUCAAAUGUGGGCCUAAAAGCGUCUGUCAGGAUGGCAAUUGCAUCUGCCCCUCUGGCUACACCGGAAAUCCUAAUGACUCUGAUGGAUGUCAUCUUAUUGGCCAUUGCUCGAACGAUUUCGAUUGCCAACCCCAGCAGAUUUGCUUCCAAAUAGGGAAGGGAGUACGAAAAUGUGUGGAUGCAUGCUCUAAGCUUCAAUGUGGACCAAAUGCUCUCUGCGUCACUCAACAUCAUGUCUCCUCUUGUCUGUGUGUUGACGGAUACUUUGGGAAUCCCAGUAAUCUCAUUGACGGAUGUAUACCGCAUCGAUCUGUCACUGUUGAACGCUGCACGCAUAACACUGACUGUCCAGUUGGUCACAUAUGUCUGCUGGACGAUGGUAUCCAUCAGUGUGUAAAUCCCUGUCGAAGUGUGGUGUGCGGGGCUCACCAGAAGUGCGUGGCUGACGCUUCAGGUCACACCUGCAAGUGUGAGGAUAGUUACGAGUGGAAUCCCCUGUCAUCCAGCUGUGAGAAGCCCUCGGUACCCGACUGCAUCCACGACUCCGACUGUCAUUCAAAAGCAGCUUGUCGACCUGAUGCUCUAGGUGUCCUCAAAUGCAUUCCAAUCUGCGAAACCUUUAACUGUGCUCCGAACGCUCAAUGUAUCGCCAGUAAUCAUCAGGGUACCUGUGAGUGUCUGGCAGGAUUCUCGGGAAAUCCAAAUGACCGGAGGGGCUGUCAGAGUUCCCGCCAGAACAGAUGUACCACGGACUCUGAAUGUUCUGAAGAUCAAGCUUGUAGAUCGUCCGGUGACACUUUGAUUUGUCUGCCAGUCUGUACCUUUGUUACUUGCGGACCAAAUGCACUUUGUGUCGUCAAUAAUCACGAAGCUCACUGCGAGUGCCCGCCAGGAUUGUACGCAGGUGACCCAAACAACUCGACAAAUGGCUGCAAGGAAGUGCCAUGUGUCUACAAUAUCGAUUGCCCACCAACACAACUCUGCAAUCGCUUGACCCACACAUGUCACAACGUCUGUAAUGAACACUCCUGUGGAACAAAUGCCGUUUGCAUCGCUGAUGAUCAUCGGGCGAUAUGUCAAUGUCCUCCUGGUUUCAAACCGAAUCCAGUAGCUGAUGUUGGCUGCGCAGCAGUGGAGGCAUGCAAUCCAAAUCCCUGUCAUCCAACUGCCGUCUGUGUCGUUGGGGCUAAGGAUUCACCUGUCUGCCAAUGUCAACCAGGACAAGUUGGCGAUCCUUACGAAGCUGGCUGUAUCCCAGAAGGAUCCUGUCGCAGCGAUAAAGAUUGCCCUGUUCACGCAAUCUGUCAGAAUCAUAGAUGUUUCAAUCCCUGUGAAAACGCUUGCGGACCAAAUUCCAUCUGUCAAAUCGUCAACGGUGAGACGAGCUGCAAAUGUAUCCACCGCUUUGUUUCGUCUGUCGAAGGCCCUCAGCAUGGCUGCGUUAGAAGUAGCACCUACUGUUCAUCAUCAGCUGAUUGUCCUGAUAGCAAUUGCCUCGAUGGACAGUGCAAAGCGGUCUGCAGAUCCAUAGAUGACUGUGCGGUUGGUGAGAAAUGCGUCAACAGUAUCUGUGUCAUUCCUUGCGUCACCCCCAGUCAAUGCCAAUCGGAUCAGACUUGUCACAAUGGAAUCUGCACCCUCGGUUGUCGCAGUAAUAAGAACUGCCCAGCCAAUCAGUCCUGCAUCAACAGCCGCUGUCAGAACCCCUGCGCGAAGGAUAACGUGUGCGGACCAAACGCCAUCUGCAGCUGCAUCGAUCACAGUACUCAAUGCUUCUGUCUGGAUGGCUUUCAGGGUAAUCCAACCCCUCAACAGGGCUGCGUCAGGGUGCCGAAUGUCUGCUCAACAGAUCAUGAAUGCCCCGCGCAACAUCAAUGCACCUCAGGCUUCUGCCAAUGCACAUGUACAUCGAAAGCCAACUGUGCACAUGGGGAAAGAUGCAAGAAUGGCUUCUGCAUCAAAGUUUGUUAUGGAAACGGUAAUUGUCUUCCUGGCGAGCAUUGCGUCGAUGGCACGUGUGAAUUAGGCUGCACGUCUGACACUGGAUGCCGAACUGAUGAAGUCUGUAUCAACGGCAAGUGUCGCUGCAGUCAUGGGUUCAUUUCCGGUGGGGAGAAGUGCAUCGAUGUUAACGAAUGCAAUGAGCAUCCCUGUCAUCCAUCAGCUGAAUGCGUCAAUCUUCAUGGGAGUUAUCGAUGUGUUUGUCCCCCUGACACGGCUGGAGAUCCCGUUGGAACUGGUUGUCUGACCCCCAAUCAGUGUAAAGAUAACAAUGACUGCAUAGAUUCCCAGGAAUGUGUUGAUCAUACUUGUAUCGAUCCAUGUUCGAUCGUUGAUUGUGGAGAAAACACCAUAUGUUCUGUAAUCGAUCAUCAAGCGGGUUGUCAAUGCCAACCAGGAUUCAUCGGAGAUGCCUCGGGCUGCUUCAAAGUCGAAUGUCUAACUGAUAAUGAUUGCCCGAGUGACAAAUACUGUAACAGAGAGAGCAAUAAGUGCUCCAGCCCCUGCAAUAGAAUCAACUGCGGCUAUGGAAAUUGCGUGGCGGUAGCCCAUAAUGCUGUAUGCAAGUGUCACCCAGGAUUCGAACUAGUCGGCGAUAUCUGCGUGGAUAUUGACGAAUGCCUUCAUCACCCCUGCCACCCGAGCGCCAUCUGUCAUAACACAGAGGGUGCGUACACAUGCACAUGCCCUCGGGGACUUGUCGGGGAUCCAGUGGACAUCGGCUGUAAAAAGCCAGGCGAUUGUUUCAGUGACUCCGACUGUCCAACAACGGCCACCUGCGUCGAUAAUACCUGCAGAAACCCGUGUGAUGUUUCCGCGCAGCAUAAGCCGUGCGGCCGCAAUGCGGAGUGUCACGUGCGGAAUCAUAUCGUUCAAUGCCGAUGUCCGGGACAGAGUAAGGGGAAUCCCAAAGUCGAAUGUGUCAAGAACGAAUGCAAUUAUCACAGCGACUGUGCGCCAUCUAACGCCUGUUUCGAUCAUAAAUGCGUGGAUCCAUGUUCAGUCCCAAAUGUCUGCGGUCACGGAGCUGAUUGUUCACCCCUGAAUCAUUCCGCUGUCUGUACAUGCCACCCAGGUGGCACUGGUGAUCCGAACCUCGGUUGCACACCUGUUCAAUACUGCAAGACUGAUAGCCAAUGCCCCACUGGGGCCUCCUGCAACGGAGGAAUCUGCACAUCUCUGUGUACAACAGUCAGAGAUUGCAUUGCCGAUCAGUUGUGUAUCAAUGGACUAUGCCGACCAACGUGUAAAUCCAAUUCCACGUGUCCGGAGUAUCAAUUCUGUCAGAAUAACAUCUGUGUUCAAGAAUUCCGGUGCAACGAAGAUCACGACUGCGGUUACGAUGAGAAAUGCAUCAAGAAUAAUUUAGGACAGGCCGAGUGCAAAUCUUCCUGCGAUCUCAUUCUCUGCGGAAGGAAUGCUCAGUGCAAGUCUGAUAAUCAUAAGGCGACGUGUGCCUGCGAUCACGGCUUCUUCGGUGAUGCUUAUGACGACAAGAUGGGAUGUCAACCGAUAGAAUGUGAGACUCAUGAUCAAUGCUCAGACGAGAAAAUUUGUGAUCAUCAUAAGUGUAGAAUCGCUUGUCUGGCGCAUAAUCCAUGCGGUGUGAAUGCGAUCUGCACAGCUCGUCAUCACGAUCAAUUGUGCACCUGUCAACCAGGCUUCACUGGAGAGCCGACUCAGGGCUGUCAUCUGAUCGAUUUCUGCGCAACAUCUCCAUGCGCUCCAGGAGCAGUUUGUACCAAUUCUCGUGGAUCGUAUAAAUGUCAUUGUCAAACCGGUACUGUUGGAGACGCUUAUAACAGUGGAUGUCAGAUUCCAGUGGAGUGCCUGGAGGACACAGACUGUCCGUUGACAGCUAAAUGCAUUGAAAUAAAUGGAAUCCCUAAAUGUGCAGACGUCUGUUCAAGAAUCAAUUGCGGUCCGAAUUCUGAAUGCACCGCAACGGAUCAUGCAGGUACUUGCAGAUGUCGUCCGGAGUACGAGGGUGAUGCCAAUGACCUUCGUAUUGGAUGCAGACCGCAACCAGUUGCCUGCUCCCACUCUCGCGAAUGUCCUGUCAACACCUAUUGCUACGAAAACGUAUGUCGACCUUCAUGUCAAUCAGAUGAAGAGUGCAAUCUGUCAGACAGAUGCCUGAACGGCCAGUGCUUGGAUCCUUGCGAUGUCAGAGCUGCCUGUGGUAUUAAUGCCGAUUGUCGGGUGAUCAGUCAUAUCAAGAGCUGCAGUUGUCCUCCGGGCUUCACAGGUAAUUCGGAGAUUGAAUGCGUGAGGUUGCCAGUCUCUUGUCAUGGCCACGAGGACUGCAGCCACGGAAACACCUGCAGGGAUAAUGUCUGCUUACCAGUCUGUUCAUCUGAUAAUGAAUGUGCAUUUAAUGAAAAGUGCGUCAGAGGUAACUGUCUCCUGACCUGCCGCCUCGAUAACGAUUGCUUCUUGGGACACAUUUGCCUGAACAACAUGUGCUCUUACGGUUGUCGGGCUGAUGAGGACUGCAAUGCCAACGAGGCAUGUUCUAGUAACAAAUGUGUCAAUCCUUGUGAAGCCACACCAUGUGGUCCAAACGCCAAGUGCACUGUCAUCAAUCAGAGAGCAUCUUGCGCAUGUCCCAAUGGAUUUAUCCCCAAUCCAUCAGCUAGAAUCGCUUGUUCCAGAUCUCCAGGGCCAUUAUGUGAAACGAAUAGAGACUGCAUAGCAGGUAUGGCUUGUGUCGCAGGCACCUGUUCACCAGUAUGCUCCUCAGAUGCCAAUUGUCUGAGCAAUGAACGCUGUGACGCUGCAGGAAUAUGUAAAUCCUUGUGUAGACAAGACGAGGAUUGCAGGAGUGGUGAAAUUUGCGAGGGUUUGGUCUGUAGUAUUGGAUGUCGAGCUGAUUUAGAAUGUCCCUUGAACCUCGCUUGCAUCAAUAACCAAUGCAUCAAUCCCUGCACUGUCCCAGACUGCUGCGGCACGAAUGCUGAUUGCAGUGUGUUCAACCACCAGAAACAAUGCAGUUGUCCUCCACCACUCCUAGGUGAUCCUCUAAUCGGUUGUCGUAGAAACUUCGUUUCAUGUUCGACUGAAGUUUCCUGUCAACGAGGCCACGUAUGCUACGGUCACGUCUGCUUUGCCGCUUGCCGAAGUGACGAAGAUUGUUUGAAUGACGAACGCUGCGAUACCGGCGUCUGCAAAUCCAUCUGCAACACCGACGAUCAUUGCUCGACAAAUCAGAUAUGUGAGAACCGUAUUUGUGAAUUGGGCUGCAGAAGCGAUCUCUCAUGCCCCAACAAUGAAGCAUGUGUCAAUAAUAGGUGUCAUAAUCCAUGUGAAGGUGGCAAAGCUUGUGGAGAAUGCGCGGGCUGCAGGGUUGUUGACCAUGACGCCCAGUGCAGCUGUCCUCCUAAUUACUAUGGCAAUGCUCUCGUCAGUUGUACGAAGUCAAUGAUUCCGUGUGAUGGCACUUGCGAAUGUGAUGAGACAGGUUUCUGCGUCAAGAGUUGUGGUACUAACGAUCAUUGCUCAUGCGGGGAGAUUUGCGAUGGGGGAAAGUGCAGGGUUAAGUGUGACUCCAAUAACUCAUGUGUCAAAGGCUAUAUUUGUGCCAAUGGUAUGUGCAUCACUGGGUGUCGUACGCAUUCUGAUUGUCCAGCAUCGUUGUCUUGCACCAAUGGACGAUGUGAAGAUCCUUGCUUAGUCGGGGGAUUCCCCUGCGGUAUCAACGCCCUCUGCAGGGUCUCUAGUCAUCGAGCAGUUUGUCUGUGCCCCGAGGGGUAUCAAGGCGAGCCCAGUCAGGAGUGCUAUCAACUAGAGUGUCACAGAAACGAGGAUUGCGAUCCCAAUAAGCAAUGCAGUGAGAACGGAGUCUGCACUAAUCCUUGUCUUCAACAUGGCGCUUGUGGGUUCAAUGCUCAGUGUCGGGUUGUUGAUCGUCAUGCCCAGUGCUCUUGCCCACCUGGACACUACGGAAAUCCAUUGGUCAACUGCAAACCAGGAGGUGAUGAGUGCCUACGAAGACCUUGCGGCAUCAAUGCCAAGUGCCGUGAGACGACCAAUGGUUUCGAGUGCACAUGUGCACCCGGAUGUUACGGCGAUCCUCAUCAAGUAUGCGUAUGCAAAGAUGAAGAUUUGUGUCGUGAUACCAGUUGCGGAGUCAAUGCUGCCUGCAGAAUUUACCGAAAACAACCUCAAUGUUAUUGCCCUCCAGAGUUUCCCUCCGGUGAUCCCCUCCAUGCUUGUAGCUCCGAUAAAAGUGCACUUGACUGUCGCACAACGGGCUGCGGAAAAGGGGCUGAAUGCAUCCGCGAUGGCCCUAUUUUUGUCUGCAGAUGUCCCCCUGGCAGCGCUGGCUCCCCCGAUUCCGAGUGUAAAAUAGAGAGAGAAUGCACGAGUGACUCGGAGUGUCCGAACGAGAAGGCCUGUAUAAACCUCCAGUGUUUGGAUCCCUGCGCACUGCGUGGUGCCUGUGGCAAGAAUGCCCUGUGCCGUGUUAUACUCCACAAACCCCGAUGUACAUGCCCGCAGUGUUACGUUGGUUCACCCCAGACCUCAUGCAGACCAGUACCAAAAUGCCAAUCACCCAAUCCACCUGAAAAAAUACCAAUAGAUUGUACAACCGACACAGACUGUCCAGAGAGUCUCUCAUGCCAUGGUAAAACUGGUGAAUGCCGUGAUCCAUGCAUAACAGCUGGCAAUUACAAUUGUGAAUCAAAUAAACGUUGUCAAGUACGUGAUCACCGUCCAAUGUGUGUUUGUAAACACGGAUUUGUGGUCAAUGACAUUGGUGAAUUGACAUGUGCCCCUGAAACAUCAUCAUGCGCACGUGAUGUUGAUUGUCCAUCGAAUGCUGCAUGCAUACACAGCAAAUGUCAAAAUCCAUGUAUCAAUGGUAGAAGUAGAAAUGGUCCAUGCACUGAUGGAAAAAUAUGCGAUGUACUUGAUCAUCGUCCUAUAUGUAUUUGCACAAAAAAUUGUAAUCCCACAUUGUCAAUUUGUCUUCGUGAUAACGGCUGCUCAACAGACAUGGCAUGCCGCAAUUAUAGAUGUAUGGAUCCGUGCAGCAUUGCCAACUGUCCCGCUGAUGCACCCUGUUACGUCGAGGAGCACAGGCCCGUCUGCAAGUUCUGUCCCCCUGGCUUCGUGCCCGAUUCUAAAUACGGAUGCAUGAAAGACGUGAAAUGCACAACGCACGACGAGUGUCCAGCACAGCUAGCCUGUAUCGACGAUCAGUGCUUGAAUCCAUGUACACUGGGCAAUCCCUGUGACUACGUUGAAGAUUGUCAUGUGCAGGAUCAUCGACCAGUCUGUGUCAAGAACGAUAAAACAGCGGGAUGCGGCUACUGUCCAUUGGGCCACGAAUGCGAUCCAAUAACCAACACUUGUAUCAAAGCCGGUUGUACGAGCGAUCGCAACUGCGCACUCACGGAGACGUGUGUGGGUCACAUAUGCCAGGAGCCCUGUCUCAUCAGGAAUCCCUGUGUCGCUCACGCUGUCUGCAUUAACACCAAUCAUGGGACUGACUGCAGUUGUGAGGAGGGAUAUCACGGAAAUGGAUUCAGCUUGUGUAAACCAGUGUUGAUUGGUGGUGACGUCUGCCAAUACAACGAAGAUUGUCCCCCCAACAAGUACUGCGACCGCUUGAACCGUCGCUGCAUAAAUCCCUGUGCAGAAGACAGUUGUGGUGAGAAUGCUGAAUGUUACGCGGAGAAUCACGUUGCCCACUGCAGAUGUCCACCAGGUACAGAAGGCAAUCCUCAGGUCGCUUGUGAAGCCAUCACCGGGCGUAAUCCAUGUGUCCCAAAUCCAUGUGGUUUCGACGCAUUAUGUGAGAUUGACAAUGGUGAUCCCAUCUGCUUCUGUCCAAAAGGUAUGACUGGUAAUCCAUUCGAACAUUGUAUUCCUGAAGGCGAUAAAUGCCAAGGAAAUCCUUGCGGUGUUAACUCUGGAUGUCGCGUUGUCAAUGGCCAAGUCAAGUGUUUCUGCUUACCGGGUUACGAAGGCAAUCCUCCUAACACACUUUGCAUAUUACCGGAGAACCCGUGCGAUCCAUCGCCCUGUGGCCCGAAUACAAGAUGUAGUAUUCGCGGGAAAGGCCUUGCCAAAUGCACCUGUCUUCCUGGAUUUAUCGAGUCUCCAAACACCAUUCGUGGUUGUGUAGAGCAAGUUAAUCCUUGCGAGCCAAAUCCAUGCGGUCAUGGAGCCAUAUGUGAUGCCAUCCGUCAACCACCGUGCUAUUGCCCUGAUAAUACCAUUGGAAAUGCUUACAAGAGUUGCACAGAAGUCGCAAUUAUCCCUCUUUGCCAACCAGGCCCCUGCGGUGCUAAUGCCGAUUGUUACAUCUCCGAAAAUCGUGAGCAAUGUUAUUGUAGAUAUGGAUUCAUUGGUGAUCCUUACGCUGGGUGUCAUCAGCCCCCAUCGAGCCCUUGCCAACCGAGUCCUUGCGGUCGAAAUGCCAUAUGUCGUAUCACAGAUUCAGGUCAAGCAAUCUGCGAGUGCGUACCAGGUACCUCUGGUGAUCCAACAAGUCCAUCUGGAUGCGAUAGUUUUGAAUGCACAAAAGACGACGAUUGUCUGCUAUCGCUAGCCUGUAUCGGACACACAUGUCAAAACCCAUGCCUCGGUGCUUGCGGUGUCAACGCGAAUUGCCGAGUUGAGUUGCAUCACCCAGUCUGCUUUUGUCGUGAGGGUCUCUUCGGGAACCCCAUGUACAGGUGCUGUGAACCGAUGGAUCCAACACCACCGCAGACACCCUGCUAUCCAAAUCCCUGCGGGCAGAAUACAUUCUGUCGUGUUAUGCAAGAUCGAGCUGUUUGUUCGUGUUUGCCCGACUUUUUGGGUGAUCCUCAGACAGGAUGUCUUCCAGAAUGUACCAUCAACUCUGACUGUCCGAAUGACAAAGCCUGUAUCAACAUGAAAUGCACUAGUCCAUGCGCUUUGGGAAAUGUCUGUGGGGUCAAUGCAGAGUGCCGAGUGUCUUAUCAUACAGCAACUUGCGUUUGCCACAGGAACUACUUCGGUAAUCCCUUUAUCAUGUGUUCGAGAAAGCCAACCAUUACGAUACCUCCUCAGUCCAAUAUAACACUGCCUUGUCAACCUUCUCCAUGCGGACAAUACGACUACUGCGAGACAUACAAUGACAAAGUGGCAAUGUGCGGUGGUUGUGAUACUUAUAAUGCUGGAUGUAGACCUGAGUGCCUUAGCAAUAGCGAUUGUCCCUUCGAUCACGCCUGCAUUGGAUGGAAAUGCGCUGAUCCUUGUCUAGGGUCUUGCGGAAUCAACGCCAAUUGCGAAGUCAUCUGGCACGAGCCUGUGUGCACAUGCCCAAUUGGACUCUUUGGAAAUCCAUAUCAAGGCUGUAUCCCUGAAGACGAUCACCGAGAUGCUUGCAGUGUAUCACAAUGUGGUGCCAAUGCUGUCUGCAGAGAGAAGCAAGGAGCGAUCACUUGUGAAUGUCUUGAAGGCUUUCUGGGGAAUCCAUUCAUCGCCUGUCAUCUCGAAUGUCUACAAAAUUCUGAUUGCGCUCUGAAUACUGCCUGCGUGAAUCACAAAUGUAUAGAUCCGUGUGCUGGAGCAUGUGGCAGCGGUGCUCUGUGUGACAGCGUUAAUCAUAAUCCUGUUUGCUACUGCCCAGAGAGCAUGUCUGGAGAUCCAUUCAUUCAUUGUUAUCCACAUACAGGAGUUAUUCCGAGACCAUCAAACCCUUGUGAUCCAUCCCCUUGCGGUCCUUACAGUAGAUGCCUCGUCUCGCAAAACGGUUAUGCAUCUUGCUCAUGUCAGCCUGAGUAUCGAGGAAGCCCACCGUUCUGUAGUCCAGAGUGCAUCGUGAGCUCUGAUUGCCUCCAGAUACAAGCCUGCAUAAAUAACAAGUGUGUCAACCCAUGCAAUGGAAUUUGCGGACACAAUGCGCUGUGUGUAGUCAUAAAUCAUAAUCCAGUAUGCAGUUGUCCAGCUAAUUACGAAGGAAACCCCUUCACUGAAUGCGCCCCAUUGGCAAAGGAGGACCCUCAGCCGGUGUCACCAUGUCAUCCGUCACCAUGCGGGCCGAAUUCCCUUUGUCAGAUAAAGAUGGGAAGACCCGUUUGUUCGUGUCAAAGUACAUUCAUCGGAAGUCCUCCGAAUUGUCGUCCGGAAUGUCUCAUCAGUCAGGAAUGUUCCAUCAAUGAAGCAUGCAUUGCUAAUAAAUGCAUUCAGCCGUGUCCUCACAGUUGUGGACCUAACUCUGAGUGUAUGGUUAUCAAUCACACACCAUACUGCUCUUGCAAACUUGGUUUUGAGGGCGAUGCAUUCGUCGGAUGUACCAGAGUGAUUGAACAGCCACCUGAACCUGAAGAUCCCUGCUCUCCAUCACCUUGUGGCAAUAAUGCUCUAUGUAAUGUUGUAAAGGGAGCUGCCAAGUGCUCCUGCAUACCCCCGUACAUUGGUAAUCCUUAUGCUGGAGGGUGUAGACCCGAAUGCAUGAUCAACUCCGAUUGCGAUAAUCACCUGGCAUGUCUCAAUCAACACUGCAGGGACCCAUGUCCUGGAAUCUGUGGAUUCAAUGCUCAGUGUGAGGUGUCCAAUCACAUUCCAACUUGCUCAUGCUUGCGGGGAUUCUCUGGAGAUCCAUUCGUAAGUUGUAAAAUUGAGAAGACUCCUGGGCCACCGCAGAAUCCUUGUGCUCCAUCGCCAUGUGGACCAUAUAGUAUCUGUCGGGUAGUGAAUGAACGAGCUGUCUGCUCAUGCAGCCCAGGAUACCACGGACAGCCGCCGUCCUGCCGUCCAGAAUGUCUCGUAAGUUCUGAAUGUGCACCCCAUCUUGCUUGUAUCGGUCAGAAAUGCAGUGAUCCUUGUCAGGACAUCUGUGGCUUGAACGCCCUCUGUCAAGUCACUAAUCACAAUCCCAUAUGCAGUUGUCCUGACAAUUACGAGGGUGAUCCCUUCGUCCAUUGUGCUGAAGCGCCUAAAGUAGAACCUACGAAUCCAUGUGUUCCUUCCCCCUGUGGACCAAAUUCUCAAUGUCGUGUUCAGAAAGAUCGUCCCGUGUGUUCUUGCUCGACUGGUAUGUUCGGGGCACCACCAAACUGCCGACCAGAGUGUCUCAUCAAUCAAGACUGCCCGAAUUACCUCGCUUGUGUUCAAAACUCCUGUUCAGAUCCCUGCAUCGGUUCUUGUGGCAUAAAUGCCAAUUGUAUUACGAGAAAUCAUCGUCCGAUUUGUCAAUGUCAGGAUGGAUACGAAGGUGAUCCUUUUUCAGCGUGCAAUCUUAAACCCAUGCCUCCUGUAGAACCGCCGAGUGAGCCCUGCAAUCCAUCACCAUGUGGCUCGAAUGCCAUUUGUAACGAGAGAAAUGGAGCUGGAUCUUGCACAUGCCUGCCAGAUUACUUCGGUGAUCCUUACCAAGGCUGCCGACCAGAAUGUGUUCAAAAUUCUGACUGCCCUCAUUCUAGAGCAUGUAUUAAUAAUAAGUGCAAGGACCCCUGCCAAGGGGCCUGCGGACUGAAUGCCCAAUGCCAAGUGUUCAAUCAUCAGCCAUCAUGCAGUUGUUUCGACGGUUACACAGGAAAUCCAUUGACUACGUGUUAUAUUCGUCAGGAUCAGCCCCAGCCAGCUCCAGGUGACCCAUGUGAACCCUCGCCCUGUGGUCCUUAUAGCAACUGUCGAGUCAUUGAUUUCCAUGCUGUUUGCUCUUGCCAACAAAACUACAUCGGUAGUCCACCAACCUGUAGACCUGAAUGCGUCAUCAGCGCUGAUUGUCCACAGAAUAAAGCCUGUAUCAGCCAGAAAUGUGAAGAUCCAUGUUCUGGUACUUGCGGUAUUAAUGCCAAUUGUCAAGUCAUAAAUCACAAUCCUGUAUGCAGUUGUGUAUCUGGCUACACUGGGGAUCCAUUUUCCGGCUGUCUUGAAGAACGGCAAGUGCCAAUGCCACGACCAAAUAAUGAUGAUAACCCGUGUGUGCCGUCUCCAUGCGGACCCAAUUCUCAAUGCCGUGUUAUUGAUGGCUUUCCUGCCUGCUCUUGCUUGCCAAAUUACAUCGGACGCACUCCAAACUGCCGACCGGAAUGUGUUAUCAAUGAAGAAUGCCCCGGUAAUCUUGCCUGCCAGAACGAACAGUGCACAGACCCGUGUCCGAAUUCCUGCGGAGUCAACACCUUCUGUAAUGUCAUCAAACACAAUCCCAUCUGCAAUUGUAAUCCAGGGUACACAGGCAAUCCAUUCGUAGAAUGUAGACUGCAACCAUAUGAACCUACGACAACUGAAGCUCCAAGAACACCCUGCAGCCCAUCACCAUGUGGAGCUAAUGCUGUUUGUAAUGAGAGAAACGGCGCGGGAUCAUGCACAUGCUUGCCCGAAUACUUUGGAGACCCCUACAUCGGCUGCAGACCCGAAUGUGUCACGAACAGUGAAUGCGGAAGGACUAAAGCCUGUUUGAACAACAAAUGCAUCAAUCCAUGCGCCGGUGUUUGCGGGCCAAAUGCAUCUUGUCGUGUUGUCAAUCACGCGCCAUCAUGCACAUGUGCAGCUGGAUAUACAGGUGAUCCCACAACGGCUUGUGAAGUAAUUCCACCAGCAACCAAAUCUCCAAUAAUAGAUCCUUGUCAACCAUCACCGUGUGGAGCAAACAGCAAUUGUCGAGUUCUGAAUGAUCAUGCUGUCUGCUCUUGUAAGACUGGAUUCAUUGGCACUCCACCUACGUGCAGACCCCAAUGCACAAUCAGUUCAGAAUGUUCGAGGAGCAAAUCAUGUGUCAACAAUAAAUGUGUGAAUCCGUGUCAAUCAGCUUGCGGGGAGAACACCAAGUGUCUAGUGGUAAAUCACAGUCCGAUCUGCACAUGUGCUGCUGGUUACACUGGAGAUCCAUUCAGUUACUGCUCCAAGAGCGAAGUCACACCGUCAGAACCAAGAGAACCUGUGGAUCCUUGUUCACCGAAUCCCUGCGGUCAAAAUUCCCAGUGCCGGGUCAUCGGAUCUCAGCCAGCCUGUUCUUGCUCACCAGAAUACAUCGGACGGCCACCGAACUGCCGACCCGAGUGUACAAAUAAUUCUGAAUGCCCGACGAAUGUCGCUUGCAUCAAUCAACGCUGUAAGAAUCCAUGUCAAGGGGCUUGUGGUGAAUUAGCAAGAUGUUCGGUUCUGAAUCACCUGCCAGUGUGUUCAUGUCCAGAUGCUUUCACAGGCGAUCCAAGCAUUCAAUGUUCUCCGCACAUACCUUCAGAAGAUCAGAAUCCAUGUUCACCGAAUCCCUGUGGACCUAAUGCUCAGUGUCGAGAGCGAAAUGGUGCGGGGGCUUGUGCUUGUCCACAGGAGUUUAUUGGUGAUCCUUAUGAUACUGCGAGGGGAUGCUACCGUGAAUGCGAGGUGAACGAUGAUUGUGCACCUCACUUAGCUUGUGUCGGAUUCAAAUGCACAGAUCCUUGUCCUGGAACUUGCGCAACACUUGCUGUCUGUAAUGUUGACAAUCACGUGCCGAGGUGUUCGUGCCCACCAGGUUACACUGGAGAUCCAUUCUUCUCCUGUAAUUUAGAACCGAAGGAGAUACCUGUACCUGAAGACCCAUGCUCACCUUCCCCCUGCGGUCCAAACAGCAAAUGCAGGACUGUCAAUGGUCAAGCCGUCUGCACUUGUCUACCCGACUACAGUGGUAUACCUCCCAAUUGUCGACCCGAGUGCAUUGUCUCCGCCGAAUGUCCGAAUCAUCUCGCAUGUAUCAACAAAAAAUGCCAAGAUCCCUGUCCAAAUACUUGUGGAGUUCGAGCUCAAUGCAGUGUCAAGAAUCACAGCCCCAUAUGUACGUGUCCUAUUGGAUUCACUGGGGAUCCGUUCUCAGCAUGUUCACCUCAAGAAGAACCCAUGACAACGACAGAACGACCGCCCUCUUGUGAACCCUCACCAUGUGGCCCGAAUUCCCAAUGUCAGAUGGUUUUUGGAACACCAGCUUGUUCCUGUCAACCCAAUUACAUCGGAGUACCACCCAACUGCAGACCUGAAUGCACCCUAAGCUCGGAGUGCCCGAGUCAUCUUGCUUGUGUGAAUCAACGUUGUCAAGAUCCAUGCACAGGAUCUUGUGGAUUUAACGCUUUAUGUCAUGUGUUGAAUCAUAUUCCCGUCUGUACAUGUAUGGAAGGCUUCACUGGUGAUCCAUUUGCGGAGUGUUCUCUCGUGCCAGCAUCGACGGAACCUCCACGUCCCAAAGACUUGUGCAAUCCUUCACCUUGUGGUCCCAAUGCUAUUUGCCGCGCAGGAGAUUGCGAAUGCUCACCGGAAUAUCUCGGUAAUCCAUUCGAAGGUUGCAGACCCGAAUGUGUCCUCAAUUCCGAGUGCCCGAGGGAUAAAUCUUGCUUGCGGAAUAAAUGUCAAGACCCCUGCCCCGGAAGAUGUGGUCAGAACGCUGAAUGUGAUGUUGUUAAUCACAUUCCUGUCUGCUCAUGUCUGCAAGGAUUCGUUGGAGAUCCUUUCGUCAGCUGCAAACUUCAGCCCAUACGACCAGACGACAAACGUGAUCCUUGCAAUCCAUCACCCUGUGGAUCCAACUCCCAGUGUCGAGAUGUUGACAGUCGUGCUGUGUGCUCUUGUUUACCAGGAUAUCUAGGCGCACCGCCCACAUGUCGUCUUGAGUGCAUCGUCAGUUCUGAAUGUGCUCCGACUCGUGCGUGUGUUAACAACAAGUGCACAGAUCCCUGUCUGGGUUCGUGUGGACUCAAUGCUCGCUGUGAAGUCAUCAAUCACUCUCCGAUCUGCAGCUGUUCACCAGGUCAAACUGGUGAUCCUUUCAGGAACUGCUAUGAUAUACCGCUAUUACCAGGUCCCAAGGAGAACGAAAAUCCUUGCGAUUCACGACCAUGCGGACCAAAUGCAUUGUGUCAAGACAAUAAUGGCGUGCCAGCUUGUUCAUGUCUUCCAAAUUACAUUGGAGCUCCGCCAUCUUGUCGGCCCGAGUGCGUCAUCAAUCCCGAUUGUCCAUCAAACAAAGCUUGCGUCAAUUCUAAAUGCGUUGAUCCCUGUCCAGGUAGUUGCGGAGAUUUCGCUGAAUGCCGAGUCAUCAAUCACGCAGUCACUUGCACCUGCAUUAGUGGAUUCACAGGGAAUCCGUUUGUUCAAUGUGUUACUGAGAAACAAGAGUCAAUCAAUCCAUGUGAGCCAUCACCAUGUGGACCUAAUGCCAUCUGUCAGCAACGAGAUAAUGCAGGAGCUUGUGUUUGCAUAGAGGAUUAUCACGGGAAUCCGUAUGAAGGCUGCCAGCCAGAGUGUAUUUUGAGUUCUGAUUGCCCAACGAAUAGGGCCUGCAUCAGAAAUAAAUGCGGUGAUCCCUGCCCAGGCAUCUGCGGCACCAACGCCCAGUGUUCUGUAGUCAAUCACAUCCCCACGUGCACCUGUAUGCCAGGUUUCGUCGGCAAUCCUUUCACCUCAUGUAGAGUUGAAGAACCAUUACCACCAACUCCAUCUCAAGAUCCUUGCAACCCAUCACCAUGUGGUCCUAAUAGUCUUUGUCGUGCCAUAAAUGAUCAGGCCGUUUGUACCUGUCAACCCAAUUAUCAGGGAACACCACCGAAUUGUCGUCCAGAAUGCGUUGUCAAUUCUGAAUGUCCACAGAAUCGUGCUUGUCAUAAAUACAAAUGUACUGACCCAUGUCCUGGCACAUGCGGCAUGGGCGCCGAUUGUCGUGUCAUUAAUCACAAUCCGCUGUGUAGCUGCCGAUCAGGCACCACUGGAGAUCCCUUCACCCGUUGUCACGAACAAGAUUACGAACCUCCAACUCCAAGACCCAGUGACCCAUGUCUCCCCAAUCCCUGCGGACUCAAUGCUGAAUGCCGACCAAUUGGAGAUCAAAUAGCCUGUUCGUGUCUGAAGAAUUAUGUUGGAUCCCCACCAAACUGCCGACCUGAAUGUGUCGUUAAUACUGACUGUCCAUCUAAUCAAGCUUGUAUAUCGGAAAAAUGUCGUGACCCAUGUAUUGGAUCCUGUGGUCAGGACGCUGAAUGCAGUGUCCAGAACCACAUCCCAACGUGCCUGUGCCGUCAAGGCUUUACGGGUGACCCAUUCUCACUUUGCACAAGAGUAGUUGAACAGCCACGAGUACCUGAAGACCCAUGCAAUCCAUCACCCUGCGGUGCCAAUGCCCGUUGCGAUGCUGGGCAAUGUACCUGCCUACCGGAAUACAUCGGUGAUCCCUACUCAUCCUGCAGACCCGAGUGUACUAUUAACUCUGAAUGUUCACGUACUAAAACUUGUAUAAAUCAACGAUGUGUUGAUCCUUGUAUAGGAACAUGUGGUACUGAUGCACGUUGCGAUGUCAUCAAUCACAUUCCAACGUGCAGCUGUCCACCGGGAACAACUGGCAAUGCAUUCUCAGCAUGUCGACCAAUAACUCCGAUUGUUACACCGACACAGCCAUGUUCACCAUCACCAUGUGGACCAAAUAGUUUGUGUAGAGUUGUUGAUAAUCACGCUGUGUGCUCUUGUCAAGCUGGUUUCAUUGGAAGUCCCCCGGGCUGCAGACCAGAGUGCGUUGUCAGUGCAGAAUGUGGUUUGACUCAAGCUUGUUUGAACAACAAGUGUCAAGAUCCGUGUCCAGGGACAUGUGGACAGAAUGCCAAAUGUCAGGUUGUCAAUCAUAAUCCAAUCUGCAGCUGCUUGGAGAACUUCACGGGCGACCCCUUCACUAGAUGCUAUCUUCGAAGAGGUAAAUACCGUUGUUCUACAGAUAAUUCCCUUCCACCGCCUGUGAAUCCGUGCUUGCCAUCCCCAUGCGGUCCGAAUUCCGAAUGUAACGUGCGCGGCGAGAGUCCCGCGUGCUCUUGUUCACAAAAUUAUAUCGGUUCACCGCCUAAUUGUCGUCCCGAAUGUACAAUAAAUCCGGAGUGCGCGUCACAUCUCGCUUGUAUACAACAAAAGUGUCGCGAUCCGUGUGCGGGUCUGUGCGGUAUAGGUGCACGUUGUACGGUAGUGAAUCAUCAUGCUGUAUGUUCCUGCUCAGAAGGCUUCACUGGUGAUCCAUUCAGCAACUGUAUUCCGGCGCCGAAGGCGCCCGAAAUAAGGAACCCCUGUUCACCAUCACCAUGUGGUCCCAAUGCAAUAUGUCGUGAAUCCAAUGGAGCUGGAUCAUGCUCCUGUCCACCGGAUUAUAUAGGAGAUCCCUAUGAAGCCUGCAGACCUGAGUGCCUUCAGAAUUCCGAUUGUCUCCCCCACCUGGCCUGUUCCAAUUCUAAAUGUAAGGAUCCCUGCCCAGGUGCUUGUGGACUUAAUGCCCAGUGUGCUGUCAUCAAUCACCUGCCAUCUUGUAGUUGCAAUCCAGGAUUUACCGGAGAUGCAUUCAGAAACUGUGUCCUCUUUUCUCCUGUGGAAUCUGAACCUUGCUCACCAUCACCCUGUGGACCCAACAGCCAAUGUAGAAAUGUUGACGGCCACGUAGUCUGCUCCUGCCUACCUGAUUAUAUCGGAAACCCACCCAAUUGCCGACCAGAAUGUGUUUCCAACAGUCAAUGCCUGCAAAACCUAGCCUGUAUGUCUCUCAAAUGUACCUCACCGUGUCCACAACCAUGUGGAAUUAAUACCCAGUGUCGAGUACUCAAUCACAGUCCAAUUUGCACCUGUAAUCCUGGUUUCACUGGGGAUCCUUUCACGAGAUGUUUCGAUAUACCUUUUGUCCCACAACGAGAUCCAGUGGUGCCUCAAGAUCCCUGUGUACCAAACCCUUGUGGAUUGUACUCGGAAUGUCGCAAUGUUGGUGGAUACCCGUCUUGCUCUUGCCGCAUUAACUACCAAGGAUCACCACCCAAUUGUAGACCAGAGUGUCGUAUCAAUUCCGACUGCCCAAUGAAUCUCGCCUGCUAUAACGAAAGAUGCCGUGAUCCUUGUCAAGGCUCUUGCGGUAUUUCUGCCCUUUGUACUGUCCACAAUCAUAUUUCAUCGUGUAAUUGUCCAGACGGGUACUCUGGAGAUCCCUUCAGCAUAUGUAAUCUUGUACCAACGACCCUUCCACCACAAAAUACAGAUCUGUGUAAUCCUUCUCCAUGUGGAGCAAAUGCCCAAUGCCGUGACGGUAUCUGUACAUGUCUACCGGAAUACAAUGGUGAUCCCUAUUCCGGAUGUCGACCCGAGUGUGUCACCAACUCUGAUUGCCCACAGAAUCGUGCCUGCUCGAGAAAUAAAUGCAUUGAUCCAUGCCCCAAUACCUGUGGACGCAGUGCAAUCUGUAAUGUGUACAAUCACAUUCCUAUGUGCAGUUGUCCCGUUGGUAUGAGUGGAAAUGCAUUUGUUGCUUGUGAUUUUGUGAGAGAACCUGUGAAUACAGACCCUUGCAACCCUUCACCUUGUGGUCCAAACAGUCGUUGUCGUCCAGUGAAUGAUCAAGCCGUGUGUACCUGUGUCCCUGGCUUCCUUGGAAGUCCGCCGACUUGCCGGCCCGAAUGCGCGAUUGCUUCAGAAUGUCCUUUGAACCAGGCAUGCAGCAAUCAGAAAUGCAUUGACCCUUGUUUGGGGACUUGUGGGUUCAGAGCCACCUGUCAAGUUAUCAAUCACAAUCCAAUAUGUAGUUGCCCAUCAGGAAUGAUAGGAGAUCCCUUCACAGCAUGUCAAGAACAACGUAAGAUCCCUUCAACACCUGAAAACCCCUGCCAACCGUCCCCCUGUGGUCCUAACGCCCAAUGCCAAGUAUUCAACGACUCUCCAUCCUGCUCUUGCCUACCCGAAUUCACUGGAUCUCCACCGAACUGUCGCCCUGAGUGCAUUAGCAAUAGUGAAUGUUCCAAUUCUUUAGCCUGUAUCAAUCAGAAGUGUAAAGAUCCUUGUGUUGGAUCUUGUGCUAUUAACGCGGAGUGUCGUGUUGUGAGUCACACGCCCAAUUGUGUUUGUCCGAGUGGGUUCUCUGGUGAUCCUUUCACCCAGUGCUUUGAGCAAAAACCUCUCGAUAUGACACCCGUAUCACCAUGUAAUCCAUCUCCCUGUGGAGCCAAUGCAAUCUGCAAAGAGCAGAAUUCUGCUGGCUCUUGUGUAUGCCUUCCAGAUUACAUAGGAAAUCCUUAUGAAGGCUGCAGACCCGAGUGUGUUAUGAAUUCAGAUUGUCCUUCCAACCUCGCUUGCAUUCGUUCCAAGUGUCAGGACCCUUGUCCGGGCACUUGCGCUCAGAAUGCUGAAUGCCAAGUGAUCAAUCAUUUACCAAGUUGUACUUGCUCGAGCGGUUACACUGGGGAUCCCUUCCGUUUCUGCAACUUCAAGGAAGCUGAUGGUAACUUUUUUCCCCUAGACCAAAUAGCAAAAUCGAAAAUAGACAUGUCAUCUGAUGAAUCUUCCGCAGAAACUCCACGUGACCUCUGUCAGCCUUCUCCUUGCGGACCAAAUAGCCAAUGCCGUGUCAUAAAUGAACAAGCCGUGUGUUCCUGUCAGCCCCAGUAUAUUGGAAGUCCACCAGCAUGUCGUCCUGAAUGUACAGUUAGCUCUGAAUGCCCAUUGGAUCAAGCAUGUGUCAAUCAGAAAUGCAUCAAUCCCUGUCCCGGAUCAUGUGGAAUCAAUACUGAAUGCAAAGUCAUCAAUCACAGUCCCAUUUGCAGCUGUGGACCAUCGUUCACUGGAAAUCCAUUUACCCGAUGUUACCCUGAGCCAAAGCCUAUGCCAUUACCACCAUCGAACCCUUGUGUGCCCUCACCCUGCGGCCCCAACGCCCAAUGUCGAGAUAUCGGUGGAACUCCAUCGUGCUCUUGCUUACCAAAUUUCAACGGAAGCCCGCCAAAUUGUCGUCCUGAAUGUACCAUACAGUCAGACUGCGCCAGUAAUCAGGCCUGUAUAAAUCAAAAGUGUAGGGACCCUUGUCCAGGAUCCUGUGGCCUAUUCGCAGAAUGCACUGUCAUCAAUCAUACCCCAGUGUGCAGCUGUCUCGAUGGAUAUACCGGCGAUGCAUUCACUAAUUGUGUCCCUCGGCCCUUACCACCGAGUGAUGACAUCGCGAGGGAUCCUUGUAAUCCUUCCCCAUGUGGAUCCAAUGCCCAAUGUAGAAAUGGUCAAUGCUCCUGUCUACCCGAGUAUCAAGGUGAUCCAUACACUGGUUGUCGACCAGAAUGCGUUUUGAAUUCAGAUUGCCUGAUGGAUCGUGCUUGUAUGAGGAACAAAUGUGUUGAUCCCUGUCCGGGUAUCUGUGGUCAGAAUGCUGUCUGCAAUGUUUUCAAUCAUAUUCCAAUGUGCAGUUGUCCGGUGGGAAUGUCUGGCAAUGCAUUUGUAACUUGUACACCAGCUAGAGUUGACAACAAAUCAUCCUGUACCCCAUCGCCCUGUGGACCGAACAGUCGUUGUAGAGAGAGCAAUGGCCAAGCAGUUUGCUCCUGUGUCCAAGGUUACUUAGGUGCACCCCCAACAUGCAGACCCGAGUGUACAAUAAACUCUGAUUGUUCGCGUAGUGAAGCUUGCACAAACCAGAAAUGUAUCAAUCCGUGUUUAGGCAGUUGUGGCUUUGCAGCCAACUGUCAAGUCAUUAACCAUAAUCCUAUAUGUAGUUGUCCGUCAGGAAUGACUGGAGAUCCGUUCGCUGUGUGUCGAGAUGCACUUCCCCAGAAUCCUUGCCAACCGUCUCCAUGUGGACCAAACGCCCAAUGCCAAGUAUUCAACGAUUCACCAUCUUGUUCUUGUCUACCUCAGUUUAUCGGAAGUCCACCAAACUGUCGCCCCGAGUGCAGCAGUAACAGUGAAUGUUCUAGUCAUUUAGCUUGUAUUAAUAGUAAAUGUAGGGACCCCUGUGUUGGCUCCUGUGCAGUAAACGCCGAAUGUCGUGUGGUCAGUCAUACCGCGAUGUGUAUGUGUCCUAGUGGGUUUACCGGAGAUCCCUUCACCCAGUGCAUGUCAGCACCUUAUCUACCCUCUACACCGACGAAUCCCUGUACACCUUCACCCUGUGGUGCCAACGCUGUCUGCAAAGAUCGGAAUGGCGCUGGUUCUUGUAGCUGUCGUCCGGAAUAUAUCGGAAAUCCUUAUGAAGGUUGUAGACCCGAAUGUAUCAUGAGUUCGGACUGUGCACCCCACCUUGCCUGCAUAAAUUCCAAAUGCAGAGAUCCCUGUCUUGGAACUUGCGCUCCGAAUGCCCAAUGUCAAGUGAUAAAUCACUCGCCAUCGUGUAGUUGUAUGAAUGGAUACACUGGAGAUCCCUUCCGAUACUGUUCAGUUGUUCAGACGGCAGAACCAACGGUAACCGAACCGUGUUCACCAACACCUUGUGGACCGAACAGCCAAUGCCGUGUGGUAAAUGAACAAGCCGUUUGUUCAUGCCUUCAAGAAUACAUUGGAACUCCACCAGCAUGUCGUCCGGAAUGCACUAGCAGCUCCGAAUGCGCCCAAAAUCUCGCAUGUGUCAACAGAAAAUGUGUGAAUCCCUGCCCAACACCUUGCGGAAGAAACACUGAAUGUGUAGUUCGGAAUCACAACCCCAUCUGCUCUUGCAGGAAUGGAUUCACUGGAAAUCCCUUCACUAUGUGUACCGCAAUGAUACGUGAGUUGAUUGAUACGAAAGCCGCACCCCAGGUCCCGCAAAAUCCUUGUUUGCCCUCUCCAUGCGGGCCCAACUCUGAUUGUCGUGAGAUUGGAGGAUUACCAUCAUGUUCAUGCUCUCAAAACUUCCUAGGAAGUCCACCCAAUUGUCGGCCAGAAUGUACCAUCAAUUCUGAUUGCCCUAGUAACAAUGCCUGCAUGAAUUCCAAAUGCAGAGAUCCUUGUCCGGGGUCCUGUGGAGUUCAAGCGCAGUGUGCAGUUGUGAAUCACACCCCAAUUUGUUCUUGUUUCGAAGGUUACACUGGUGAUCCCUUCACCAGUUGUUUCCCGAAGUCACCAGCCCCAUCUGUACCAGUGCCAAAAGAUCCUUGCAAUCCAUCGCCAUGUGGAUCUAAUACUCAAUGCAGAGAUGGAAUCUGCACUUGUCUACCAGAAUAUACUGGAGAUCCAUUGACUGGAUGUCGACCAGAAUGUGUUUUGAACACAGAUUGCCAGCAAGCGCAAGCUUGCAUGCGAAAUAAAUGUAGAGAUCCUUGUCCAGGCACAUGUGCCCAAAACGCCCUCUGCAAUGUCUACAACCACAUCCCAAUGUGUUCUUGCCCCGCAGGAACGUCUGGAAACGCUUUCUUCUCUUGUCAGAUCAUUAGAGAACCUACAGUGGAAACCCCUUGUGACCCAUCGCCAUGCGGUCCCAAUUCCCGUUGCCGUGAAGUGAACGGGCAAGCUGUUUGCACCUGUGUUCCUGGAUUUCUUGGAAAUCCACCGACGUGUCGACCCGAAUGUAUCGUCAGCACUGAUUGUCCACCCACUGAAACUUGCUACAAUCAGAAAUGUCGGGAUCCUUGCCCUGGGAUAUGUGGCAUUGGAGCUAGCUGUCAAGUUAUCAAUCAUAAUCCCAUUUGCAGUUGUCCACCGAUCUUCACUGGUGAUCCUUUCCUUCGAUGCAUCAAAAUCUCUGAAGCACCAGCAGCACCAACUGACCCUUGCCAUCCAUCCCCCUGCGGUCCAAACACCCAAUGUCAAGUGACCAACGACUCCCCAUCGUGCUCUUGCAAUCCAGAAUUUGUCGGUUCUCCACCAAACUGUCGGCCCGAGUGCACCAGCAAUGGAGAAUGUACGUCGCAUCAAGCUUGUAUCAAUCAGAAGUGUAAGGACCCUUGUCCUGGGGCAUGUGGGGCGAACGCAGAGUGUAGAGUUGUCGGUCAUACCCCGAUGUGCGCCUGUUUCGUUGGUUUUACGGGUGAUCCGUUCACUCAAUGCUCCCCUCAACAAUAUACCCCAGCCGAGAAACCUCAGCCUUGUGUCCCCUCCCCUUGCGGGGCGAAUGCCGUAUGUAAAGAACGAAAUAACGCCGGCUCCUGUUCUUGUUUAACCGACUACUUUGGGAAUCCAUACGAAGGUUGUCGACCUGAGUGUUCAGUUCAUUCUGACUGCGUACCAAAUAAAGCCUGUGUCAGGUCAAAAUGCGUGGAUCCUUGUCCAGGAACUUGUGCAAAGAAUGCCAUCUGUCAAGUUAUAAAUCAUGCCCCAAUAUGCACAUGCAUUAUGACAUAUUCGGGAGAUCCAUAUCGUUACUGUUCAAGAAUACCUGAUGCUGAUGUUUCCCAGCCCACCGACCCAUGCAGACCCUCGCCAUGCGGUCCCAAUAGCGCUUGCAGACCUGUCAACGGCCAACCCGUCUGUUCAUGUCAGCUGAAUUACAUCGGCAGUCCCCCAGGAUGCCGUCCGGAGUGUGUUGUUAGCUCAGAAUGCUCGACAAAUCGUGCAUGUAUCAAUCAGAAAUGUGUGGAUCCCUGCCCAAAUCAUUGUGGAAACAAUGCCGAUUGUAGGGUGAUCAAUCACAGCCCGAUAUGCAGCUGCCGGCAGGAAUUCACUGGAGAUGCAUUUGUGGCAUGCUUCCCUAUACCACGACCACCACCAUCACCACCAGUCCCGCAAAACCCUUGUGUUCCCACCCCUUGCGGUCCAUUCUCCCAAUGUCGAGAUGUGAAUGGAAAUCCAUCAUGCACCUGUGAGCAAGGUUACUUAGGAUCACCACCAAAUUGUCGACCAGAGUGUACGAUAAACCCAGAAUGCCCGAGCAAUCUCGCUUGCAUGCGAGAAAAAUGCCGGGAUCCAUGCCCCGGAUCUUGUGGAAUCGACGCUCAAUGCUCGGUUAUCAAUCAUACGCCGACUUGUUCGUGCCCAGAAAGGUUCACAGGAGAUCCCUUCACGCGCUGUGCACCAACACCUGGUGAGAAUCUUCAAAAGCCACCAUCGCCUACCGACCCUUGCAAUCCGUCACCUUGUGGAGCAAACACUAUCUGUCGAUCUGGCACAUGCAGCUGUAUACCUGAAUAUCAGGGAGAUCCUAAUAUCGGAUGUAGGCCAGAGUGCACUAUCAAUGAGGACUGCCCCAGGGAUAAGGCAUGCAAUAAUAAUAAAUGCAAGGACGUUUGCAUAGGAAUGUGUGGUGUUAAUGCACUUUGUAUUGCUACUAAUCACAUUGCUAUGUGCAGUUGUCCACCUGAAAUGAUCGGAAAUGCAUUUAUUGAGUGUUCACCAAUGCGGGGUAAUGUUCCUUUAAAAUAUGAAGUGAUCACGAAUCCAUGCAACCCUUCACCCUGUGGACCGUACAGCCACUGUCAAAAUGUCAAUGGCCACGCAGUCUGUAAAUGUGUAGAGACCUAUGUAGGAAGCCCCCCGACUUGCAGACCUGAAUGUAUCGUCAGCACAGAUUGUCCACCAUCAGAAGCCUGUAUCAAUCAGAGAUGUCAGAAUCCCUGUCUUGGAUCCUGCGGAUUGCGCGCCGAAUGUUCAGUGAUUAAUCAUAACGCCAUAUGCACGUGUCGAGAGGGCUUGACGGGAAAUCCAUUCACUGCGUGUACCCCUCUUCCUGAACCGAUCAAUCUCUGCGUCCCAUCGCCAUGUGGGCCGAAUUCACAAUGUCAAAUUGUUAAUAAAUCACCUUCGUGUUCUUGUCUUCCGGAAUUCUCAGGCAGUCCUCCCAAUUGCCGUCCUGAGUGUAUUGGCAAUAGCGAGUGCGAUAAUAGGCUUGCCUGUGUAAAUCAGAAGUGCAAAGACCCAUGUCCGGGAUCGUGUGGAAUCAACGCAGUAUGUCGGGUGUUCUCACACACUCCGAUGUGUCAUUGUGACAAUGGGUUCACAGGAGAUCCUUUUGUUCAAUGCAAUCCAGUCCAGAAUAAUCUUGAUCAAUCUCUUCAUUCCUUAGAUGAACCGAUAACUUCACCUUGCGAACCAACUCCCUGCGGUGCAAAUGCCGUAUGCAAAGAGCAAAAUUCUGCAGGAUCAUGCUCAUGUCUUCCCGAUUAUUUCGGAAAUCCUUACGAAGGAUGCAGACCUGAGUGCACUGUGAACACUGAUUGCGUUCCGAACAGAGCUUGUAUUAGAUCCAAGUGUAUGGACCCCUGUCCAGGAACUUGUGGUUCGAAUGCAAUUUGUCAAGUCGUCAAUCAUGCUCCCAUUUGCACGUGUCUGCAAGGGUUCACAGGAGAUCCUUCUAGAUUCUGUAGCGAAGCUCCUCGAGAUCCAAUUGUGACCCAGCAACCUUGCAAUCCAUCACCAUGUGGUCCCUACAGCCAAUGCCGUGAGGUUAAUGGACAAUCCGUAUGUUCUUGCCUCCCCAACUACACAGGAUCUCCACCAGCCUGUCGCCCUGAGUGCUCAGUCUCCUCCGAUUGCCCAUCAAACCGUGCAUGCUUGAACCAGAAAUGUAUUGAUCCAUGCCCUCGAACUUGUGCUCAAAACGCUGCAUGCAGGGUUAUCAAUCACAGUCCCAUAUGUUUCUGUAAUGAUGGAUAUACUGGAGAUCCAUUCACUCGUUGCUUCGUCUUAGAAGUUCCCAAACCACCAAGCGACAUCGACUUCCCCAGAGACCCCUGCCUUCCUUCACCCUGCGGGCCUAAUUCUAUCUGCCGCCCAGUUGGCAAUACACCCUCUUGCACCUGUCAACCAAAUUACUUUGGAUCGCCACCGAAUUGCCGACCGGAAUGUGUUAUCAAUCAAGAUUGCGGGAGCAAUGUAGCGUGUAUUAGAGGAAGAUGUAGGGAUCCGUGUCCAGGAUCUUGUGGGUUUGAUGCACAGUGCACAGUUGUUAAUCAUACACCUGCUUGCACGUGUCGUGAAGGAUUCACUGGUGAUCCAUUUACAGCAUGUCAGCCCAGACCACCUGAAUCUCCAGUUGAAACCGACCCCUGCAAUCCAUCCCCAUGUGGACCGAAUGCAAGAUGUGAUAAUGGCUUAUGCAGUUGCCUCCCUGAAUUCUUCGGUGACCCGACAAUCGGAUGUAGACCCGAGUGUCUCCUGAAUGGAGAUUGCUCGAGAGAUCUAGCUUGCAUGAACAAUAAAUGCAGAGACCCGUGCCCGGGAACUUGCGCCAGCAAUGCCAUAUGCCAAGUUAUUAAUCACAUUCCCAUGUGCAGUUGCCCACAGGGAUUCCAAGGCAAUGCCUUUGCAUUCUGCAAUCCUGUGCAAAUACCAUCCACAUCCUCACCCUGCAACCCAUCCCCCUGCGGACCAAACAGUCAGUGCCGAGAUAGAAAUGGAAUUUCAGUGUGCACUUGUGUUCCUGGAUUCCUCGGAAACCCACCCAACUGCCGUCCUGAGUGUUUAGUCAGUACUGAUUGCUCUCCAAGUGAAGCUUGCAUCAACCAAAAAUGCCAGAAUCCAUGUGUUGGAAUGUGUGGCAUUGGUGCACGUUGUGAAGUCAUUAGUCAUAAUCCAAUUUGUCAAUGUCCGCCGAGAUAUUCGGGAGAUCCUUUCGUCAGAUGCCAGAUUAUUCCGGAUACUCCUCCAACUCCAAUCAACCCCUGCCAACCGUCUCCCUGCGGCGCCAACGCCCUAUGCCAAGUCAUUGAUGACACACCAUCCUGCUCCUGUCAAUCAGAGUUCACAGGAAGUCCACCAAACUGCCGUCCUGAGUGCGUCAGCAAUAGCGAAUGUUCAUUAAACUUAGCCUGCACGAAUCAGAAAUGUCGCGAUCCCUGUCCCAACUCUUGCGGUCAGAAUGCUCAAUGCCGAGUUGUAUCACAUACGCCCACAUGUUUCUGUGAGUCCGGAUUCACAGGUGAUCCCUUUAUCCAGUGCAUUCAGAAGCCACUUCAAGAUAUCCCAGAACGUGUCAAUCCCUGUUUACCAUCACCGUGUGGGCCAAAUGCUAUCUGCACACAGAAAAAUCAGGCGGGUUCAUGCAUAUGUGAGACUGGUUAUUUCGGUAAUCCGUAUGAGGGUUGUCGACCGGAAUGUGUGAUCAAUUCCGAUUGUCAGUCGAAUCGAGCCUGCGUGAAUUCAAAAUGUGUCGAUCCAUGUUUGGGGACUUGUGGAAGCAAUGCGCAGUGUCAAGUGGUCAAUCAUAUUGCUCUCUGCACGUGUAUUCCCACUUUCACAGGUGAUCCUUACAGAUUUUGCUCUAGACAAGAGUCAAAUGAUUUCGCGCCAGAUAGUGCACGCCCCUGCACCGUCGCUCAGUGCGGCCCCAAUAGUCAAUGUAGGGAGAUAAAUAACAUUGCUGUCUGCUCAUGUUCACCCACUUACAUUGGGAGUCCACCGAACUGCAGACCAGAAUGUGUAUCCAGUUCGGAAUGUCCUACGAACCAAGCCUGUGAUAAUCAAAAAUGUGUCAAUCCCUGUCCAUCAUCUUGUGGGAUUAAUUCUGACUGUCGCGUCAUCAAUCAUUCUCCAUUGUGUAGUUGUAGCCCUGGAUACACUGGUGAUCCGUUCACUAGGUGUUUCCCACAGCCGCCAUCUCCACCAACCCCACCAACUCAACAAGAUCCAUGCAUCCCGUCACCCUGUGGCCCGAAUUCAGAGUGUCGAAACAUCCAAGGGGUAUCUGCAUGCUCGUGUCUACCAAACUUCGUCGGAAGUCCCCCGAACUGUCGUCCAGAAUGUAUGAUCCACUCUGAAUGUACAAGUAAUUUAGCUUGUAUCAGAGGAAAAUGUGGAGAUCCUUGUCCAGGAUCAUGUGGGAUCAGUGCUCUGUGCACUGUCAUCAACCACAACUCCGUCUGUACCUGUCCAGAAGGAUACACCGGGGAUCCAUUCUCAAAUUGUGUUUUAAGACCACCAGUGGAAGCCCCACCGGUGGAUGCCUGCAAUCCAACACCUUGUGGCCCCAAUUCCGCUUGCAAUAAUGGAAUCUGCACGUGUUUACCUGAGUACCAGGGUGAUCCCUAUUCAGGAUGUCGUCCGGAAUGUGUAAUGAAUACUGACUGUGCCUUCAAUCUUGCUUGUAAAAACAAUAAAUGCGUAGAUCCGUGUCAAGGAACUUGCGGACAAAAUGCCUUGUGCAAUGUGUUUAAUCACAUUCCCAUGUGCAAUUGUCCUGCAGGAAUGACUGGAAAUGCUUUCGCCAUUUGUACGCCUGUUCGUGUUCCUGACGUUGUCGAUCCUUGUAACCCAUCCCCGUGUGGACCAAAUAGUCAAUGUCGACAAAAUAAUGGCCAGGCUGCGUGUUCUUGCAUUUCGGGUUUCAUUGGCAAUCCGCCUAAUUGUCGUCCAGAGUGUAUUGUAUCAUCAGAAUGUUCUCUGAAUGAAGCCUGCGAUAAUCAGAAAUGUAGGAAUCCAUGUCUUGGGGCUUGCGGAAGACAGGCGGACUGCACCGUUAUCAAUCAUAAUCCAAUUUGCAGUUGUCCACCAGGACUCACUGGCGAUCCCUUCCUCCAGUGUCAAAGACUACCGGAGAGACCAUCGAUUCCGAUUGACCCAUGUCAGCCAACUCCAUGUGGCUCGAACUCCCAGUGUCAAGUGAUCAACGAUUCACCUUCUUGCUCUUGUCUCCCUGAUUUCACUGGCUCGCCACCCAACUGCAGACCAGAAUGCAUCAGCAAUUCUGAAUGUCCCAGUAAAUUCGCUUGCAUUAAUCAGAAAUGCAGAGAUCCAUGUCCAAACUCUUGCGGUGAAUUCGCCACUUGUCAUGUUGUUAGUCAUACUCCGAUGUGUGUGUGUCCAGUGGGAUUUACGGGAGACCCAUUCACCCAAUGUGUAAUACAACAAUUUGACGUGCAACCAGUCGCUACACACCCCUGCUCACCAUCACCUUGCGGCCCCAAUGCAGUUUGCGAAGAGAGAAAUAAUGCUGGCUCAUGUACUUGCUCACCAGGAUACGUCGGAAAUCCUUACGAGGGCUGCAGACCUGAAUGCGUUCUGAAUUCCGAUUGUCCCCAGAAUCUCGCGUGUAUGAAUUCGAAAUGCCGCGAUCCAUGUCCUGGUACUUGCGGACAAAAUGCGAACUGUCAAGUCAUCAAUCAUUUGCCCAAUUGUCUCUGCAUUCCGCAGUACAGUGGAGAUCCUUUCAGAUACUGUUCUCCCAUCCAACGUAAGAGGGAAAAUGUUGAUGUAUGCAGUCCAUCACCUUGCGGUCCUUUCAGUCAAUGUCGCGAUGUCAAUGGCCAAGCUGUUUGUUCGUGUUUACCAGGGUACAAUGGUAGACCACCGGGAUGCCGACCAGAAUGUACAACCAGUUCAGAAUGCCCCUCUGAUCGUGCUUGUGUCAAUCAGAAAUGUGUGAAUCCCUGUCCCACACCAUGUGGCCAACAAACGACAUGCAGAGUGCUCAAUCACAGCCCCAUUUGCAGUUGCAAUCCUGGUUUGACCGGUGAUCCAUUCACCAUGUGCUUUCCAACGCCGACACCUCCGAAAGUUUCAGAACAACCACGAGACCAGUGUAUCCCAUCACCUUGCGGUCCAAACGCUCAGUGUUACAAUGCCAAUGGCAAUCCCGUUUGCUCGUGCUCUCAAAAUUUCAUAGGAAGUCCACCAAACUGUAGACCGGAAUGUGUCAUUAACUCUGAGUGCUCGAGUAAUCUAGCCUGUAUCAACCAAAAAUGUAGAGACCCAUGUCCAGGUUCUUGUGGCUUGAAUGCCGUAUGUUCUGUCCACAAUCACGUGCCUAUUUGUGCGUGUUUGGAAGGCUAUACCGGCGAUGCAUUCACGGGAUGUCAGUAUAGGCCGCCUAGUGAACCAGUUGCUACAGAUCCCUGUAAUCCGUCACCAUGUGGUCCGAAUAGUCAAUGUCAUAACGGAAUUUGCUCAUGUCUGUCGGAGUAUAUUGGUGACCCGAAUGUUGGGUGCAGGCCUGAAUGUAUUCUGAAUAACGAGUGUCCUUUGGACAGAGCCUGUAUCAGGAAUAAAUGCAUUGAUCCUUGUCCCGGUACAUGCGGACAAAAUGCGCAAUGCAAUGUGUUCAAUCACAUUCCGAUGUGCAGUUGUCUACGGGGCAUGGCUGGCAAUGCGUUAGUGUCAUGUCAACCAGUUAUAGCUCUAGCAACUAUGAGACCUUGCACCCCAUCUCCCUGCGGUCCAAACAGCAUUUGCCGCGAGGUAAACGGUCAGGCAGUGUGUACCUGCGCACCUGAAUUCUUAGGGUCUCCACCCACUUGUCGACCCGAAUGUUUAGUCAGCUCAGACUGUCCUAGAAAUGAAGCGUGUACCAAUCAGAAAUGUCGAGACCCUUGUCGUGGAACUUGUGGUCGUAAUGCCCAGUGCCAAGUUAUCAAUCAUAAUCCUAUAUGUUCAUGUCCUGAGCGCUACACCGGAGACCCAUUCACCCACUGCUCCGUAACACGUAAGAAUAUCAUAAACCCUUGCCAACCAUCACCCUGCGGUCCCUACGCCCAGUGUCAAGUCGUUAACGACUCGCCAUCCUGCUCCUGUGAACCCCAAUACACCGGUUCACCACCAAAUUGCCGUCCCGAAUGCAUCAGUAACUCGGAAUGUCCCAGCAAUCAGGCGUGUGUCAAUCAGAAGUGUAGGGAUCCCUGUCCAAACUCAUGUGGCUCCAACACGGAAUGUCGGGUUGUUAGCCAUACACCAAUGUGUGUUUGUCUGACAGGAUUCACCGGUGAUCCGUUCACCGGCUGUUCAACAAUACCAUUUGUUCCACCAACGCCCGAUAAGCCAUUAGCGCCCUGUGUACCCUCGCCCUGUGGUGCCAAUGCCAUCUGUAAAGAAUCCAACAACGCUGGUUCAUGUACCUGUUUACCCGACUACAUUGGAAACCCAUACGAGGGAUGUAGACCUGAGUGUACCAUUGAUUCUGACUGUCCUUCAUACCAGAGUUGCAUCAGGUCAAAAUGCCGUGACCCCUGUCCCGGCGCCUGUGGCCAAAAUGCCGAAUGCAAUGCAAUCAAUCACUCACCCACAUGUACAUGCAGCCGAGGAUAUACCGGUGAUCCAUUUAGAUUCUGUACCCCCAUCGACACCACCGAAUUGGAUAGACCAAAAGAACCCUGUAAUCCGUCACCCUGCGGACCCAAUAGCCGAUGUAUUGAUAACAAUGGCCAAGCAGUAUGUACUUGCUUGUCGAAUCACAUUGGCACCCCACCAAAUUGCCGUCCCGAGUGCGUUUCAUCCUCCCAGUGCCCCAACCGUCUAGCAUGUGAUGAUCAAAGAUGUGUGAAUCCUUGUCCCGCACCCUGUGGACUCAACACCCAGUGCAAUGUUGUCAAUCACAGUCCCAUUUGCACCUGUAUGCCUGGUUACAGUGGAGAUCCCUUCACUAUCUGCAGUUCCAUACCAUCACUACCCGAGAGAGAUCCAGAUGUUAGUCGAGACCCAUGUGUGCCCUCACCCUGUGGCAGCUUCUCCAACUGUCGAAACAUUAACGGCGCCCCAGCUUGUAGCUGUCGUGAAGGUUACAUUGGCCAGCCUCCCAAUUGCCGUCCCGAGUGCAUCAUUAGUUCAGAGUGUCCAAGCGAUGAAGCCUGCAUAAACGAGAAAUGCCGGGAUCCAUGCCCUGGUUCGUGCGGUGUAGGAGCGCGUUGUUUUAUUUCUAAUCAUAUUCCCACGUGUAAUUGUCCGGAAGGUUUCACUGGUGAUCCAUUUACCAUCUGUAACUUGCUCCCGCAAAAACCAUGGGUCAAUGAGACACUUGACAGAUGCAACCCAUCCCCUUGUGGACCCAAUACUCAAUGUAAUAACGGCGAAUGCAGUUGCCUGCCAGAAUAUCAGGGAAAUCCCUAUGCAGGUUGUCGACCCGAGUGUGUACUCAAUGCUGAUUGCCCAAGGGAUAGAGCCUGCUUGAGAAACAGAUGCAGUGACCCAUGUCCCGGUGCCUGUGCCGAGAAUGGAGUUUGCACGGUUAUAAAUCGUGUCCCCAUGUGUAGUUGUCCCGAAGGCAUGACUGGUAAUGCUUUUAGUAGUUGCUCACCAAUUCAACAGAUUGUGCCGGAAAACCCCUGCAAUCCAUCACCCUGCGGUCCUAACAGCGAAUGUCGAGUGGUUAAUAGCCAAGGUGUCUGUUCAUGUCUCAGAGGGUAUAUUGGCAGUCCACCGACAUGUCGACCGGAAUGCAUUGUCAGCUCCGAUUGCCCGCAGAAUGAAGCCUGCAACAAUCAGAGGUGUAUAAAUCCUUGCCCGGGAACAUGUGGACACAAUGCCCUCUGUGCAGUUGUUGGACAUAAUCCAAUAUGCAGCUGUCCAGUGAGGUUCACUGGAGAUCCGUUUGUUUCUUGUACACCAAUAACCAAAAUCCCAACUGAACCAAGAGACCCAUGCUCACCCUCGCCCUGUGGUCCAAACGCCCAAUGUCAAGUGAUCAACAAUUCGCCAUCGUGUUCCUGCAAUCCAGAAUUCAUGGGAAGCCCACCAAACUGCCGUCCUGAAUGUGUUAGUAAUGGAGAUUGCUCGUCCCACCUUGCAUGUAUCAAUCAAAGGUGUAAGAACCCUUGCAGUGGUUCUUGUGGAGCUAAUGCAGAUUGCCAUGUUGUUAGUCAUACCCCAAUGUGUAGUUGUAUGAAUGGCUUCACUGGAGAUCCUUUCAGCCAAUGCAAUAUUGCACAGGCUCCUCCAAUAUCCACAAAACCAAACACACCCUGUGAGCCAUCACCCUGCGGUCACAAUGCAAUCUGUCGAGAGCAAAAUGGUGCAGGAUCUUGCUCCUGUUUACCCGAAUAUGUUGGCAACCCUUACGAAGGAUGUAGACCCGAAUGUACCGUGAAUUCCGAUUGCCCUGCCAAUCUAGCUUGUUUGAAUUCCAAGUGUAGAGAUCCAUGUCCUGGAACCUGUGGUUCCAAUGCCCUCUGCCGGGUUAUGAAUCAUUUGCCACAGUGUAAUUGUUACCAAGGAUACUCUGGCGAUCCAUUCCAAUUCUGCAGAAUAAUUCAAGAAUCAGUGCCAACUACGACAGAUCCAUGCAAUCCAUCACCUUGUGGAUCAAAUAGUCAGUGUCGAGUCAUCAAUGGGCAAUCCGUUUGCAGUUGUCAACCGGAAUACAUAGGAAGUCCACCGUCAUGUCGGCCAGAAUGCACCAGCAAUUCUGAAUGCUCGAGCAAUCGAGCUUGCGUCAAUCGUAAAUGUGCUGACCCAUGUCCGGGAACUUGUGGUUUCAAUACAAGAUGUGAAAUUAUAAAUCACAGUCCUAUAUGCUCGUGUCAAGCUGGCUUCACAGGUGAUCCCUUCGUAAACUGCUUCAAGAUGUCAGAGCCCCUACCACCAAUUAAUCAACCGACGUACACAAACCCUUGCGUACCCUCACCAUGUGGACCAAACUCCGAAUGUCGGGAUGUUAACGGCCAAGCCUCCUGUGCUUGCCAGCCUAAUUUCAGUGGGUCACCACCCAAUUGUCGGGCUGAGUGUGUCAUUAAUCCUGAUUGCCCGAGCAACCGUGCAUGCAUGCAAUCCAAGUGUCGCGAUCCUUGUCCCGGCUCUUGUGGAAUAAGUGCUGUGUGCGUUGUGAUGAAUCAUACUCCUAUCUGCAAUUGCCCGGAUGGAUUCACGGGGGAUCCGUUCACAAGAUGUGCCCCACAGCCACAAUUACCACCUGAACCCAAGCCAUCACCUUGUAGCCAAUGUGCUGCAAACACCCAGUGCCUGAACGAUCAGUGUAUUUGUAUGCCAGAGUUCCAAGGCAACCCCUACAUCGGAUGUCGACCAGAAUGUGUUUUGAACACAGACUGUUCAAGAGACCUCGCUUGUAUGAAUUCGAAAUGCCGUGAUCCAUGUCAGGGUACAUGUGGACAAAACGCCCUCUGCAGUGUCGUCAAUCAUAUUCCUAUCUGCACAUGUCCCUCGGGCAUGUCUGGCAAUGCAUUCUUCACUUGUUCCCCCGUGGAAGGUACAUCUGCCAUAUUUCAAUACACUUGCAACCCAUCCCCUUGCGGCUCAAACAGUCAAUGUCGAAAGAUCAAUGGCCAGGCGGUAUGUUCCUGUAUCCCCGGUUACCUAGGUGUCCCACCAAAUUGCCGACCUGAGUGCACUGUUUCCUCCGACUGCGUUCCCACCAUGGCAUGUAGCAAUCAGAAAUGCAUUGACCCAUGUCCCGGUACCUGUGGAAUGCGUGCACAAUGUCACGUUGUCAACCACAAUCCCAUCUGCGUCUGCCCACAGGAUUUCACGGGAAAUCCCUUCAUCACUUGUUCUCCAAUACCGAGAGACCCAGAGCCACCGAAAAACCCGUGCCAGCCCUCUCCUUGCGGUCCAAAUGCUCAAUGCCAAGUGAUCAAUAACUCUCCAUCCUGCUCAUGUGGCCCAGAAUUCCGGGGAACUCCACCGAACUGUCGGCCAGAAUGUGCAAGCAAUUCUGAGUGUCCCAACAACUUGGCUUGUAUCAAUCAGAAGUGUAGAGACCCAUGUCCGGGAUCAUGUGGAACAGAUGCUGAAUGCAAAGUUAUAAGUCACACACCCAUGUGUAUUUGUUUACCCGGAUACACUGGGGAUCCUUUCACCCAGUGUAAUAUGUCACCAAUGGAGCCCCCAGGGAAGGAUCAACCAACACCAUGUGUGCCAUCUCCCUGCGGGGCUAACGCCGUCUGCCGAGAGCAAUAUGGCGCGGGUGCUUGCACAUGCCUCCCUGAUUACAUCGGCAAUCCUUAUGAAGGUUGCAGACCAGAGUGUGUGGUGAAUUCAGAUUGUACAGCAGAUAGAGCUUGUAUCCGAUCAAAAUGUCAAGAUCCAUGCCCGGGAGCUUGCGGACAGGGCGCAAUAUGCCAAGUGGUGAAUCAUUUGCCAUCUUGUACUUGUCAAUCAGGCUACAGUGGUAAUCCCUUCAGCUUCUGCAGUGUCAUUCAGGAACCACCAACCCCAGAAGGAACCAGUCCCUGUCAACCUUCACCAUGUGGACCGAAUAGCCAGUGUCGGGAGACAAACGGCCAAGCUGUUUGCUCCUGUUCACCCGGUUUCACAGGAACACCACCUACCUGCCGUCCAGAGUGUACAGUGAGCUCGGAAUGCCCACUGAAUCGAGCCUGCAUAAACCAGAAAUGCGUAGAUCCAUGUCCUGGAAUAUGCGGAAUUAACGCUCGCUGCAACGUCAUUAAUCACAGUCCAUUCUGUGUAUGCAAUGCUGGACUCAUGGGCAAUCCCUUUGUGAGAUGCUUCGAAGUACCGGCUGCUCCCGAAGAACGGCCAGCUCAAAACCCCUGCAUUCCAUCACCAUGUGGACCCUUCGCAACGUGCCGUGAUGUCGGAGGAAUUCCUUCGUGCUCAUGUGAACAAAAUUACAUUGGAUCACCACCUAAUUGUCGACCAGAAUGUACCAUCAACGCGGAUUGUGUGAGUAAUCUUGCCUGUCUGAGGUCCAAGUGUUCUGACCCCUGCCCAGGAUCGUGUGGUGUUGGUGCUCAGUGCAGUGUCAUCAAUCACACACCAGUGUGCAAUUGUCCGGAGGGAUACACUGGAGAUCCCUUCACCAGUUGUUCACCAAUUCCUUAUCAACCACCUGUGCCGGAUGACCCGUGCAACCCAUCUCCAUGUGGAGCUAACGCUCAAUGUCGAGACGGCCAGUGUACAUGUCUACCUGAAUACCAAGGGGAUCCUUACAGAGGCUGUCGACCAGAAUGCGUUCAAAAUUCAGAAUGUCCUUUCAAUAAGGCAUGCAUUAACAACAAGUGCGGGGAUCCCUGUAGAGGGGUGUGUGGUCAGAACGCCGAGUGCAAUGUCAUUCAACAUAUUCCUAUGUGCAAUUGUCCUUCCGGGACUACUGGCAAUGCCUUCCAGGUUUGUAUCGCCGCCGAAGAACCGACUGUUACAGACCCCUGUAAUCCAUCACCUUGUGGACCGAACAGUCGUUGUCAGCAGACGAAUGGUCAAGCCACUUGUUCCUGCGUGGUAGGAUUCAUCGGUAGUCCUCCGGGGUGUCGUCCAGAAUGUGUUACCAAUUCUGAGUGCCCAUUGAAUCAAGCAUGUACUAAUCAAAAGUGUGUCGAUCCCUGUCAAGGCUCCUGCGGAGUCUCCGCACACUGUCAGGUCGUCAAUCACAAUCCGAUUUGCAGCUGUCCAGCAAGCUUCACUGGAGAUCCUUUCAUCAGAUGUACAAUCCAAGAGAGACCCCCUGAACCUCCUGUCCCGCAGAAUCCUUGUCAACCUUCUCCUUGUGGUUCUAAUGCGGAAUGUCGAGUUGUUAAUACCUCUCCCAGCUGCUCCUGUCUCCCAGAAUUCCUUGGGAAUCCACCAAACUGUCGCCCCGAAUGCGUUACCAACUCUGAUUGCGCAAGUGCGCAAGCUUGCAUCAACAGAAAAUGUCAAGAUCCAUGCAGGGGCGUAUGCGGAACUAAUGCCGAAUGCUUUGUUCUCAAUCAUGUACCGAGCUGUAGCUGCCAGCAGGGAUUCACUGGAGAUCCAUUUAUUCAGUGCACUGUUGUUCAAGGUCCCUCUUCCGAGUCAUCCCGCCAACCCUGCGCCUCAUCCCCUUGUGGCGCAAACGCCAUCUGCAGGGAACGCAAUGACGCUGGUUCUUGCAGUUGUCUCCCAGAUUACAUCGGCAAUCCUUACGAAGGAUGCAGACCAGAAUGUGUCAUCAAUACCGACUGCCCCGCGAAUCUCGCUUGUAUUAGAUCCAAGUGCCAGGAUCCCUGUCCUGGCACCUGCGGUAGCAACGCCAAUUGCCAAGUUGUAUCGCAUUUGCCUUCAUGUACUUGUGCUCCCAGUUACACUGGGAAUCCCUUCGUUUUUUGUAACUUGAUACCACAGAACGCCCCAGCCCCCACUGACCCCUGCAAUCCAUCGCCAUGCGGACCCAAUAGCAGAUGUCAAGUCAAUAACAACCAAGCGAUCUGUUCUUGUACCCCAGAAUUUAUUGGUAGUCCGCCAAAUUGCCGACCAGAAUGUACAGUCAGUUCUGAAUGUUCCGCGGCAUUAGCUUGUCUCAAUCAAAAGUGUCGUGACCCCUGUCCAGGGACAUGUGGAAACAAUGCCUCUUGUAGGGUCAUCAAUCACAGCCCGAUUUGCAGUUGUAAUCCCGGCAGUACGGGAGAUCCCUUCGUUCAAUGUUUCCCCAUGCUUCCUCCUACUGAGGGCCCACAAGACCCCUGCAGCUCCUCACCAUGCGGUCCAAACGCAAUCUGCAGGAAUAUCGGCAACUCGCCGUCCUGUGCCUGCAUAGAUAACUACAUAGGCUCCCCUCCGAAUUGCCGCCCCGAGUGUUCCAUCAAUCCUGAUUGUACCAGUGAUAAGGCUUGCAUAAGGGAGAAAUGCCGAGACCCUUGCCCUGGCUCUUGUGGUUUAUCCGCUAGAUGCGCGGUCGUCAAUCAUGUGCCGGUUUGUACAUGCCCCGAAGGAUUCACUGGAGAUCCGUUCACCAGUUGUCAACCCACACCUCCACCUGGAGAACGUAAGAUGAUUUUCACACGAGACCCUUGCAACCCCUCACCAUGUGGGGCAAAUGCCCAGUGCCAAAAUGGCGGAUGUUCAUGCCUCCCGGAGUACCUUGGCGAUCCUUACUUCGGUUGUCGACCAGAAUGUGUUACCAAUGAGGAGUGUCCAAGGAACCGAGCCUGUGUCAACCAGAAAUGCGUAGACCCUUGUCCAACAGCCUGUGGCAUUAAUGCAAUAUGCAAUAUGAUUAACCACCUCCCAAUGUGUAGUUGUCCUCAGGGUAUGUCAGGCAACGCCUUCAUCCAAUGCUCGGCAAUGGAUGAGCCCGCUGUAACAGAUUCCUGCAAUCCAUCGCCAUGUGGACCCAACAGCCAUUGUCGACCGAAUAACAACCAAGCUGUUUGCACAUGUAUACCAGGAUAUUUCGGUACUCCUCCAUCAUGCAGACCUGAAUGUGUCGUGUCCUCUGAUUGCCCAAGAGAUCGAGCAUGUAACACCCAGAAGUGCAUUGAUCCAUGUCUGGGGACCUGUGGAUUCAGCGCCCAGUGUGUUGUUAUCAAUCAUAAUCCCAUAUGCAGUUGUCCGAGUGGAAUGACUGGCGAUCCAUUCACCAGAUGUUUUUCAACACCUAGAGAUCCUGCACCUCCAACAGACCCCUGCCAACCAUCCCCCUGCGGUCCCAAUGCCCAAUGCAGAGUUGUCAAUAACUCUCCUUCCUGCUCAUGCUCACCACAAUUUGUAGGCAGCCCACCAAACUGCAAACCCGAGUGCAUAAGCAACUCUGAGUGCCCUUCUAAUCAAGCCUGUUACAAUCAGAAAUGCCGGGACCCGUGUCCAAGCUCUUGUGGAUCCAAUACUAACUGUGCCACAAUAAGCCAUACACCGAUGUGCUCUUGCAGUCCUGGAUUCACUGGCGAUCCAUUUGUACAAUGUAAUCGGGUAGAAAUCCCCCCUGUGCCAGUACCAAUGAACCCCUGCGUGCCAUCACCGUGUGGUGCCAAUGCCGUCUGUCGUGAGUCGUACGGCUCAGCCAUGUGCUCUUGUGCCCCAGAGUUCUAUGGAAAUCCAUACGAGGGUUGCAGACCCGAAUGUGUGAUUGACACAGAUUGCACAGCUAAUCAGGCCUGCAUCAGGUCAAAAUGUCAGAAUCCCUGUCUCGGAACAUGCGGUCAAAACGCCAUAUGUCAAGUCAUAAAUCACGUGCCAUCGUGUUCCUGUGAGAGGGGCUACAUGGGUGAUCCCUUCAGAUUCUGCCGGCCUGUCCAGCUAACUCCGAAUGUUCCUAAAAAUCCAUGUAACCCAUCACCAUGUGGACCCAACAGUCAAUGUCGUGUAUCCAACGAUCAGCCAAUUUGUACAUGUCAGCCUGAAUACACAGGGACCCCACCAUCCUGCCGUCCAGAAUGUAUUUCGAGCACAGAAUGCCCAUCCAAUCGUGCCUGUAUAAACCAAAAAUGCGCUGAUCCCUGUCCCGGCAUAUGUGGAAUUGGCGCUCGUUGUGAUACACGGAAUCACAGCCCCAUAUGCAGCUGCCCGCCGAAUCAGACGGGAGAUCCAUUCGUCAAGUGUUUCGAUGUCCCACCAAUGCCCAAGAAUCCUGUCAAUCCAUGUGUCCCGUCACCCUGUGGACCUUUCUCCAUCUGUCAGGAUAAUGCUGGAUACCCACUGUGCUCCUGCGUUCAGAAUUACAUCGGUACCCCUCCGAACUGUCGUCCAGAGUGCAGCAUCAACUCUGAGUGCAGUCAGAAUCAAGCAUGUAUCAGAGAAAAGUGUCGGGAUCCUUGCCCUGGAUCUUGCGGCACUAGUGCAUUCUGUGCCGUUGUCAAUCAUACUCCUGUCUGCACAUGUCCUGAGGGAUUCACUGGGGAUCCAUUCAGUACCUGCUUCCCUAAACCACAACCACCUCAACCUCCAACACCAAAGAACCCCUGCGACCCAUCCCCCUGCGGAACUAAUGCUCAAUGCCGUGAUGGCACCUGCACAUGCUUGCCUGAAUACCACGGUGACCCAUACUUCAGUUGUCAACCUGAAUGCGUUCAGAACUCAGACUGCCCUCUCAAUAGAGCCUGCUCCAACAACAAAUGCGUAGACCCAUGCCCCAAUAUUUGCGGACGCAAUGCUGAAUGCAAUGUUGUCAAUCACAUACCCAUGUGCAGUUGCAUCGCCGACUAUCGGGGAGAUCCUUUCUCCUCUUGUCAACCCAUUGAACAUCCCAAAGAGAAUCCUUGCGAGCCAUCACCCUGCGGUCCCAACUCAGCCUGUCGUCAAUUUGGUGAACAGGUGUCCUGUUCAUGCUUGCCUGGAUUCCUCGGUAACCCACCCAGCUGUCGACCUGAAUGUAUCGUGAGUUCUGAUUGCGAACAAAAUCGUGCCUGCAUCAGUCGACGUUGUCAAGAUCCCUGUGCUGGUGUGUGCGGACAGAACGCAUUGUGCGCAGUUAGAAAUCAUAAUCCAAUCUGCACGUGCCCCCAGAGAUAUGCGGGUGAUCCAUUCGUCCAAUGCUUCCCAAUGAGAGAACCCGAAGACGUGCCAAAGAAUUCCUGCAUUCCCUCGCCCUGUGGACCCAAUGCCAUCUGUACCACUGUAAACAAUGCACCUAAUUGCGUAUGCCAACCUGAAUUCUCUGGCUCACCACCAAACUGUAGACCAGAAUGUAGGAUCAAUAGUGAAUGUCCAAAUCAUCUUGCCUGCGUUAACAAUAAAUGCGCGGAUCCCUGUCCUGGUUCAUGCGGUAUAAACGCUGUUUGCCAGGUCUCCCAACAUCAGCCCUCGUGCAAUUGCCUGGAGGAUCACACUGGUGAUCCCUUCACCCUCUGUACUAUGAUACCGAAACGACCUCAGCCGCCAGUGCCGAAACGCCCUUGCGAUCCAUCACCCUGUGGUGCAAAUGCAUACUGCCGCGAGCAUUACGACACAGCCAUCUGCGAAUGCUGGCCAGACUACCGAGGAAAUCCGUACGAGGCCUGUCACCCAGAGUGUCUCGUCAACACAGACUGUCCGAACUCUCUGGCCUGCAUUCGCACGAGAUGCCAAGAUCCAUGCCCUGGUACCUGUGGAAUCGGUGCUGUCUGCACAGUCUCCAAUCACGUGCCAAUCUGCUCGUGUCCAUAUCCAUCAAUCGGUGAUGCAUUUACGCAGUGUCAAGUGCCACCCAGACAGCCGGAUACUCCAGACCCAUGCAAUCCAUCGCCGUGUGGACCAAACACAAUCUGCGAGAAGAUUGGUCAAGGUGUUUUAUGCAAGUGUCUUCCGGGUCUUCAGGGCGAGCCAUCUAGCCUCGCUGGAUGUCACCCAGAGUGCAUCGUCAGCUCUGACUGCCCCGGUGACAAAGCUUGUGAGAACACCAGAUGUGUAAAUCCCUGCACUCAGAAUAUUUGUGGUGUUGGAGCAACUUGCAGGGCCAUCAACCACAGUCCCCUCUGCAGCUGUCCACUACCACUCGUUGGAAAUCCAUUCGUCGAAUGUCGCAGGGAGGAACUGUCCGACCCCUGCAAUCCAUCACCUUGCAAUGUCAAUGGAGAAUGCAGAGUCCGCAACAACGUAGCCUUCUGCAUCUACCCAGAAUGUCUCAUCAACUCCGACUGUCCGAGAGACCGUGCCUGCUUCAAUCAACGUUGUCGUGAUCCUUGCAUAUACACAUGUGGCAUCAAUUCAAUCUGUCAAACCAUCAACCACAAGCCAGUCUGCUCUUGCCCAUCUGGCUUCACGGGAGAUCCAUACCUGCAGUGUAGAAUUGCAGACAUCGAAAUACCAAGACCUGAAUGUACGAGAAACUCAGAGUGCCCUAAUGACAAGACCUGCUGGGAGCAUCGAUGUGUUGAUCCUUGCAGCUUGGGAUCCUGUGGAAUCAACAGCAGGUGUCAGGUUCUCCUUCACCGCGCUGUUUGCGUGUGCAAUGAAGGCUUCACAGGGAAUCCCCAGCAGUACUGCCAGGAAAUUGGCUGCAGAAGCGAUCAGGAGUGCCCCCUGUCACAAUCCUGUGUCAAUCAAAAUUGCAUUGAUGUUUGUGGCAUCACUCAAUGCGGUCUUAAUGCAAUCUGUCAACCGAGUGGUUAUCACAGAUCGAUGUGUACAUGUCUCGAUGGUUACCACGGUGACCCGAAUCGCGCUUGCUAUCGACCCGAGUGCACAACCGACUCGGAAUGUCCAUCAUACCUCACCUGCAGGAACACCAAAUGUGUGGAUCCGUGCAAUUGCCCAUCGACAUCCCAGUGCUCCGUCAUCAACCAUCACGCAAUGUGCAGAUGUCCGACUGGAUACAAUGGAGAUGCUUCUGUGGGAUGUGUCAGAGAUGUGGAACCCAGUCCGGAAUGCAAUGUUGAUGCUGAUUGCCCGAGUCGACUCGCCUGUUUUGGUGGGACUUGUAAAGACCCUUGUAGGGAGACACAACCCUGCGUUACCAACGCUAAAUGCACAGUUGUUGAUACUCUCCCAAUGAGAACAAUGCUCUGCGAAUGUCUCACCAACUUCAUUGGGGACGCCACCAUUGCUUGUGCCCCGAUUGCUGGACAAAUCGAAAAACUGUGCACAUCCAACUCCGAAUGUCCUAUUAACAUGGCCUGUUUGAACUCUCACUGUAUCAAUCCGUGUACCAUAAAUCCUUGCUCCAGCAGGGCUGAAUGCAGGGUUGAGAAUCAUCAACACGUCUGCACGUGUCCUGAGGGCUACCUUGGAGAUGCCUUCACUGGUUGUUAUAGGGAUAACACACCUGUUCCCGAGUGCACUAGCAAUAACGAUUGCUCUUCCAAUCUGGCUUGUGUCAAUCAGUUGUGUCAGAACCCGUGCUCGAGUGAUAGGUGUGGCUUGAAUGCUGAUUGUAUCAUGAUUGAACAUCAUCCCACGUGUCAUUGCCCUCAGGGGUAUGCUGGAGACCCGCAGAACCAGUGCUUCAAACCGGAAUGCAAAGCAGACGAUGACUGCCCAUACGACAAAUCCUGUCGCAACGGCUACUGCGCAAAUCCCUGUCAUGUCGGUGAUGUUCACUGUGGCCGUGGCGCAGAAUGCCUUGUCGCUGGACAUCGUGCUCAGUGCACGUGUCCUCUAGGAACCCAGGGUGAUGCUCGUAUCGCCUGUAUCUCCUCUAUUUGCCAUUACAACGAAGACUGCCCAGAUCAUGAGGCUUGCGACCGCCUCAAUCGUGUCUGUCGUCCAGUCUGUGACGAGGAGACAUGCGCAGAAACAGCCACCUGUAUCCCCAAGAAUCAUCAACCGAAAUGUGUCUGUCCAGCCGGCACAACAGGCAACCCCUACAUCGAUUGCUUUGAACUGCCAUCUGACAAGCCAGAAUGUCGAUCUGAUUCCGAGUGUCCAUCCCUGUUAGCUUGCAUCAAUACACGCUGUCAGGAUCCCUGCGCAUUAUCAGACAUGUGUUCCCCAGAUCAACAGUGCCGAGUCCUGAAUACAGUUCCCCUUCGAACGAUGAUCUGUGAAUGUCCACCGGAAACCUUCACGAACAUUCACGGAAAAUGUCAGAAGAUCAUCUGGCACGACGUGCAAUGCCACACUGAUGACGAAUGCCCUGAUCAUGACAAGUGUCUCAACGGCAAUUGUGUCGAUGCCUGUCUGAUAACACGAUGUGGUUUCAAUGCUCAAUGUCGAUCAGAAUCACACACUGGAGUCUGUUUCUGCGCAGCUGAAUACACUGGUAACGCUUACAUCGAGUGUGCACUGAUGCCACGAGAGCCCUCACCUCCACCCCAGCCAGAGUGCUACGCAACCAGUGAAUGCCCGUCUGAUCGUCAAUGCAUCAACUCCAAAUGUGUUAAUCCAUGUGUGGCUGGAGAUCCUUGCGGUCGAAAUGCGUUAUGUCACGUUGAUGAUCACCACCCCAUCUGCAGGUGUCCUAUCGAUCAUUUGGGAGAUCCUAGAAUCGAGUGCAUUCCACCGAAAAUCACGCUUGGCUGUCUCUCCAACAGCGAGUGUGCUGGUACCGAAGCUUGCGUCAACAACCGCUGCAUCAACCCUUGUAACUGUGGCCAGAAUGCUGAAUGUCUUGUGGCUAAUCACUAUCCAUCGUGUGUAUGUCAUCCUGGUUACUCUGGAAAUCCUCAGCUGGGUUGCAGCAAGCUCCAAUGUGAAACUGAUCAUGAAUGUCCGUAUGAAGAAACCUGCCACCAAGGUCAAUGUGUCAGUCCAUGUCUCUUGGAUAAUCCCUGCGCCAUAAACGCAGAAUGUUACGGGAAGAAUCAUCGAUCGGCUUGCAGAUGUGGCUUAGGCUACUUUGGUAAUCCUGAAGUCAUCUGCGAGCGCGCAGAAUGCACAAGUGACUUCGAAUGCCCUCAGACCCUUGCAUGUGAGAACAAACGAUGUGUCGAUCCAUGCAACGAUAAAUCCCCCUGUGCAGCGAACGCCAUUUGCUUCGUCAGGGCGCACACACCGUUAUGCAAAUGUCCAGAGAGUUUGCCUAUUGGUAAUCCAUUUUCCUACUGCGAACGAAGACCGCCUACGAUUGAAGAGCCAGAGUGUCGGAAAGAUGUUGAUUGUCCAAGUCGACUGGCGUGCAUCAAGGAAACUUGCGUGGAUCCUUGUCUGACCAUCAGACCCUGCCUCGAGAAUGCUCGCUGUGGAGUUUUGGAUACAGUACCUGUGAGAACAAUGGUUUGCACUUGUCCUGAUGGCUGGAGGACAGAUACCGAUGGGUUCUGUCGGCCGAUAACUGUCGUUGGAACCUGUGCAUCAGACUCAGAAUGUCCUGACCAAGAGGCUUGUGUCAACCGUCGCUGUAGGGACCCCUGCAACUGCGGACGGAAUGCCAACUGCUUCGUCAAGAACCACAAGCCCAUUUGCUCGUGUCUCGAAGGGUACCAGGGUAAUCCCGAAGUUGCUUGCUACUCCCUGGAGUGUCAGAGAGAUUCUGAAUGCAUGCCUGAUAAGUCCUGCGUCAACAACAACUGUAUUAAUCCCUGUCUAUUCAACGAUCAAUGUGGAAUCAAUUCCGAGUGCCUGGCAGUUGAUCACCGAGCUGAUUGUCGCUGCAAGGAGGGAUACGUGGGGAAUCCCAGGGACAAGUGUCAGGUGAUCGGCUGUUACAGCAAUGGAGAUUGUCCAUCGGAUCGUUCCUGCAUCAAUCGACAAUGCAUUGAUCCUUGCCUCCAUGAAAAUCCAUGUGCCCACACCGCUGAGUGCCGAGUUCAUGUGCAUGUUCCCAUCUGCAGGUGUCUCCCUGGAUACGUUGGUAACCCCAAUGUUGAUUGUAGAGUCGAGCCACAACCGGAAUGCCGUGUGGACGGUGACUGCAAGACUUCGCAGGCAUGUUUCAACGAAAAAUGUCAGGAUCCUUGCACAAUCGUUGAACCCUGCAUAGCGCCAUCUGAAUGCCGGGUAUUACCAACAUUACCGGUCAGAACAAUGGUCUGUGUGUGUCCACCGGGCUACAUCAGCAGUGGAAGUGGCACCUGUGAACCAACAACACCAAUCGUUCCCAUCGGCUGUGUCAGGAAUGACGAUUGCGCAGCAGAUAGGUCCUGCAUCAACGGCGUCUGUAGAGACCCUUGCACCUGUGGCAGCAAUGCCCACUGCGAUAUCAUCGAUCAUAAGCCCAUCUGCUCCUGCAUCAGUGGAUACGAUGGUAACCCUGAUGUUGGGUGCUCCAGAAUGGUCGAAUGCAGAUCGAACGAUCAAUGCAGUGACACUCACGCUUGUGUUCAGAACACCUGCGUUCCAGCUUGUUCACCGACUCUAUCUCCAUGCGCUAAGGACGCAGUGUGCUACGGCAUCGAUCAUCAAGCAGUUUGUGAAUGUCCACCAGGAUUCGCUGGUAACCCCCGGGUGUCCUGCAAACCCCUCGGCUGUCGAAGCAACUCUGAUUGUCCGACCAAUCGCGCCUGCGUCAACAGCCAGUGCAUCAAUCCGUGCACCAAAAACCCAUGCACUGGACAAUUAGAAUGCAAUGUCCUUAAUCAUGCUGUUGAAUGUGCCUGUCCACCUGGAUACAUCGGGGAUAUCCUCACUGGUUGCACCAGAGUCAUCAAGAAAUGUAAACAGGAUUACGAGUGCCCAGCGCAGACAGCUUGCUUCGACGGGGAAUGCAUCAAUCCUUGCGAAAAGAUUGAACCCUGUGGAGUCAAUGCUGGUUGCAAAGUCCUGGAUACAAAACCAGUGAGGACAAUGAUCUGUGAGUGUCUACUGGGGUACAGAGGCAAUGCGGUUAUCAGGUGUGAUAAGACACAGGUGUGUCCCAUCGAGAAGGGACAGAUUAGAGAUCAGUACGGUAAUUGUAUAUGCCCACCAGGCACUGCCAAGAACGAGAUGGAUAUCUGCAUACCUUGUCGUCCGGAGACUGGUAUGAUCAUCACACCUGACGGUCGUUGCAUAUGCGCCCUUGAGAAAGGCUUCAUCAUCGAUGAAUUUGGAAGGUGUAUAUGCCCGGUGGAACAUGGGUACCAACUAGAUCGUUAUGGUAACUGCAAGCUGAUUCAGAUCAUCCAGUGCACCUCUGAUGACGACUGUCCGGAUGAUAAAUACUGUGAAAACGGAACGUGCGAGGAUCCCUGUAUCAAGCAGACAUGCGCUGCCUACGCCAUUUGUCUAGCAUCGAGACAUCGGGCCAUCUGCCAAUGCAUCAGUGGCUACAUUGGUGAUGGCUACAUCGUCUGUGGGCAUGAGCCGCCUGGCACUUUGAGAACAGACUUCCCGAAACCGGAGAUGGAAGCCAAUUGUUUGUCUGAUGGGGUCCAGGUGCAGAUACACGUGCAGCAUCAAGGGUUCGAUGGGGUCUUAUACGUUCGAGGAAGGAGUAAAGAGGAAGAGUGCAGGAGAGUUCUCUCCAUUCCUGCUGAUAAUACCGAUAAAACUGAAACGUUUAAAGUCAAGUUUGGCCAUUGCGGCUUGAUUCAUGUCAAUGGAGAAGCUAGCUUCGUCCUUGUCAUUCAAAAACAUCCGAAAUUGGUAACUUAUAAGGCACAAGCUUAUCACGUAAAGUGUAUCUAUCAGACUGGAGAGCAAAAUGUUACCCUGGGCUUCAAUGUCUCGAUGCUAACGACUGCGGGAACAAUUGCCAAUACUGGACCACCUCCGACCUGCGCCAUGAAAAUCGUUACUCAGACUGGAGAUUCUAUAGCUUCAGCAGAGAUUGGACAGAAUCUAAUGCUUCAGGUGGACGUCCAACCACCGUCGAUCUACGGAGGAUUCGCUAGGAACUGCGUGGCUAAGACCAUGGAGGAUAAUAAGGAGAAUGAGUACAUGGUGACGGAUGAAAAUGGUUGUGCCACGGAGCCAACGAUAUUCGGGGAGUGGAUGCAGGAUCCCGAAACACAGGCGCUCACUGCGAGCUUCAAUGCAUUCAAAUUUCCGAGCAGCGAUAAUAUCAGGUUCCAGUGUAACAUCAGGGUGUGCUUUGGGAGGUGCCAACCGGUCAACUGUCGUGGCUACAAUGCAUUCGGACGUAAAAGAAGAGACGUCGGAGAUGAAUACAACGACACAGCGCUAAGCAUAUCAGACAGUUACGACGGCCAGCUCAGAGAAGAAAUAACAAUUUCCUCGAAUCUAAUAAAAACAGUAGAGAGAAGAGAAGAAAGAUAUACAGCAGAUCUUGCUGAAUUACCCGCAGCUCAGAGAGCUGAAGACAUAUGUGUAUCCAUGGUUGGUUUCAUAAUUUCCCUUGUUAUAACGGCGCUGUUGGCCCUUGUUGCCGUUGCCAUUGCCGUAUCAUGUUGGCUAAUGGCAUAUAGAAGACAGCCAAAGACUGCCGGACCACUGCCACAUCCCCCUGAAUUUCCAAAUCCACUAUUCACAACUGAAUCAGUUGCUGAACCCUCACCCGACUAUCAUCUCUCAUGAGACAACUCGAUGGAGAAAAAAAAAGGAAUCAUCGAGGGGUCAAUUUAAAACAAAAUCACCCAUUUUUUUUUUUUUGUUAAUCGAAGUAAUUUUAGGAUAAUUAAUUUUAUACGAGGAAUGCAUUCCCGACCACCACGUCCUAAAACUGGUCGGCUGUGUAUUUCGGAAACGCAUCUCCUCCAGUGACUAAUUGUCGUAGUUUUUUUUCUCGUGUUAUUUUUUACACGCUCUUCUGUGGGACAAAAAUUUAUCGACUUUUAAUCUUUGACUGAUAUGGUGCUCAGAACGGAGAAAGCCUGAUAACGGGAAAAAAUCAAUUAAAUUUUAUGUCUAUUUUUAUGAAUGGUGACGGUCUUCUUCCACUUUUCUGUCCACGAGGGAAAAGACUCUGAUACUUUGUUUCUCUUCUUGUAGUUUUUUUUGUCUCUGUCUCUAGUCAGUGGAGGACUUGUUUAAUAUAUUAAAUGAAUUUAUAUAUACAUAUAAAUAAAUAAAAUGAAUAAUUUUAACUUGUAAAGUCAACAUGAAAAUGAUAGUCUAAUGUAGCUUUUUUCUAUUGAAGAUUAGG